CGCGCGUACGGAUGCGAAGGAGUAUUAUAGCGUUCGCCGUCGCGUACCAUAAUACAAUACCGCGUACGGACUGAACGGUCACAAGCAUUCCGCAGCGCGCCGCGUCUCCGUCCGUGUCCGUGUGCCGAACUGGUGUGGUGGUCGCUUUGAUUUUUCGUUCCGUCCGCAGGUGAGUGACAAAACGAUAUUAUAACAAUAAUACAGUGUCGUUUAUCAAAAAAAAAAAAAUAAUAAUAAUAAUAAAUAAAUAAUAAUUUUAGGUAUAUUUUUUGUUUUUUUUUUUUUUUUUUUUUUUUUUUUUAUCAACCCGAGGUCGGUUUACAACGCCGAUUCUACAAUAUUCUGACACCGAUCGCUCGCCUUUUCAAUGAGUUCUUUAAAAGUGUACAGACUCUCGCGCGGCAUUUAAUUUUUCCACUAUAAUAUGAGUGUUUCGACGAUUGUCUCCCCUUCUAUCAUAUUACAUACCCACUAAUAUUAUAUUACCUAUGCCACACUUCUGGGUGUCUCAGCUAUGAUAUGUCAGACCGUUUUCCAGCGUAACCUUAAUCGUAUCUAUGCGUGUCCGUUUUUUUCUCCUACGGUAUACGGCCGCGAAAUAAUUAUAAUAACAUAUUGAUAUCGCACCGUCCGAACGUAGUUAUUUACCGAUUAGUUGUUGACGGCGAUUUUAUUCACAGACGGUACUGUUUUAAAACAAUAGUGUUAGGAGAGUUCUUGUCUUGGUUUUGGGAAAAAUAAACUUCAGGCGACCCAAAAAUCAUCAAACUGUUUUGAAUUUCUAGUUUUGCAAUAUAGGGAGACGAAGGAAGAGGUAUAUAAUAUCUGCACCAUUUUGAUGAUUUGAUACGGUUUACAUUUAAAUGUAUCGUACGCUACCCGAAUAUUUUUUUUUUCAAAAUUAAUUAAAACAAAUCAUCAGAAUUAUUAUUAUGUAAUAUAACGUACUACCCGUAGUUUAGUCCUUAUAUUUUUUUAAUUAAUUUUUUUUUUUUGUAUCUACGUCGAGUUGGUUUUGAGACACGCGGGAGCUCAAAAUAAUAUUGGGAAAAAAAUGACGGAAUUUUGUUAUAUUUUUAUAUUUUAUAAAAUUUAUAAUAGCUAGUCAAUAUAUUAUACGAGUAUACGUGUGUCGAAACAAAUUAAACACUAUACACUUUUUAAUCAUAUUAAAAUUAUUUAUGUAAACAAUAACUGUGUUUUUAUAAAUUGUAUUUAUAUAUAGGUACUUAAUGAUAUUUAUGCUAGAAAUUCACUUGUAAACACUUCCAGUGUCGGGAUUCACAAAGACAAAUAAAUAGGGGCUAUUAUUUUCUUUCCCCAGCAGAAGUGUACGAAUAUUUAUUCUAUUGAACGACGACGUUAUUUAAAUUGUUUUGAUACGCGAAAAAUCACACCCCGAUUUCUUAAUAGGUACGCCACGGUUAUAGUUCCGAGUCGACGGGGAAUAUAUUAUUUUAUGUACUUUUUUUUUUUUUUAAUAUUUUCUUUGUAAUUUCUAUAACAAUAUUUUCGUCUUCUUCGAUAGUUCAAACUUUGUGAAUGUCGUUUAAUCAAUAAUAUUUUGAAAUAUGUUUCCAAACUUCACGGUCUUCUGUGCUUAAAACGUUUACAUUAUCACGGUAUACAAUAGCAUAAAUUCGUCAAAUAUUUCAACUGUAUGUAUAACAGAAAAGCUGCUCCCCCUUAAAAAAAACCCUUAAUUUAUUAUUAUAAUCUCAAAUGCGGACAAAAAAUUUAGUUAAAUCGAAAUUAAUUGUACACAUUUCUUUUCUGAAGAACCUAUACACAUAUGUUUAUUAUAUAAACGCACUGCAAUAUUUUCACACCCCAUUACAUUUUUGACUUUUAAUUAAUUUGUUCGGUACCCUGUAUUUAAAGAGCGUUUACUCCAUCACUUUCUUUAUACAGUAUAAUAAUAAUAUUGUUAUAAUAGCAUUUAUACCACGUUAUUAUUCUUCAAUAUUCUGGAGUAAUUUGUUUUCCAUAUAAUAUGUCUACAACAAAAUAUUAAAGUAUUUAUUAUACGAUUACAGUAAACAAUAUGCGAAUGUAAUUCCAUACGCGUAAUUAAGUUUUAAAAUUGUUUUAGUAGAUUAAAAUACCUAUGUAGACAAUACUACCUAUAUAGUGUUUUGUGUGCGUAAAAUUAAAUUAUCGUAUAUAUAAUACCUACUUAUUAUUAUUAUAAAGGCAAAUAUGCGCAAAAUACAUCAAAUUCGUAAUGUGUAUUUCAUACACAAAAUACAUCAAAUACGGCAAAAUACAUUAUGAUUUUAAAUUAGCUUAGGGACUUUCGGGGUUUAAAAAAAAAUAACCGACACUGAGGACGGGUGUGACACUGUUGUAAGUGAGAAGAUGGAUAGGUAAGAUACAUAAAUUUAUUUAAUUUAUAGGUAUGAAUAAACAACGAUAGACCAUUGCUUAUGAAAAACGAUUCUGAACGAAGUUUAAUUAUACAUGUUUUGAAAUACCGUAAUUUCUAUUACGAAUUUUGUCAUUUUGUUUAUAAAACUCUUAUUAAAAAAAACUACCACAUUAUACUAAACUUUUUUUUCGUAUCACUAAGAACAACUUUACUCAUAAUAAACCUCUUGUUAAGUUAUCAAUUGUAUCUAUUCGGUCAAACAAUUUUAUCCACAUAGUACGAACCAAAUAAAAACUAAAAAAAAUGCAAAUAAAUAUCGCAUGGUUGCCAAAAAUUCUUUCAACAUUUUAUCACACCUAGAAAUGACUAAAAUAAGUAUUUUGCGGGAAUUUCAUCUCUUUACGAUAAUGUUUAUCGACUUACAACAACAAAUUAAAAUCGAAAAUAUGUUUUAACACCCCCUAAGCCAUCUCCCUUGAUCCACUCUUGAUACUCGGUACUAGAUACAUAUUGCAAUAUAACUAACACAGUAUACAAUUGAAUCGAUGAUGCAUAUACCGAAUAUACUGCCCUGCCCCGCUACAAGAUUUUAGUACCCGAAUUUUAAAAUUAAUUUAUUGUGAAUAUUUUAAUACGGUGUAAUUAAUAUCUAUUAAAAAGAAAAUAUACAGUAUUAAAUUUUAAAAGUGGAUUCAUAAACGAUAAAUUUGGUAUUAUCAUUAUGUAUUUAAAAUUUGUUAGAAAAAUAUUAUUUUUCGAAUCUGUGUUAAAAAGAGGGGAGGGGUACCAUUUGAAAAUCCAAAGUUUACACUCAUUCAAAAUAUAAAAGUUUUAAGUUAAAAAAAUGUUUUAAUAAAGCCUAAAUAAUUCUGUAAAUCAUUGACAAAAAAAAAAAAAAACAAAAGAUAAGUUUACCUAAAAUUCUCUGAAUUGUGAUUAAUGAUGAAUCAUUUAUAUUCUCGCAAUAAUUAUUCCAUUUUAUUUUGUUUCGCUAUUAGGUUAUGCGUAUAGGUUUUGUAGAAUAUUUAUUCGAGCCAUUAUUAUUAUUUUAGAUUCGUUUAAUAUAGUAUUGCAGUAAGAUAAUAAUAUUUUAAGUUUAUUUGCAUAUGACUCUGCUAAAGCCUACACACGGUAAAAAAGAAAAAAUCGUACUUACAGGUAAACGCUAAAGUUGUUUACUGAAAAAAUAUUAGGUAUGAUGUGAACGUGUUUUUUAUUUUACGUUUCUCCCGUUUUAUAAAUCAAAUGUAAAAAAAAACCGAUUAGUUUUCUGAUUAACAUGAAAUACACAAUGUACACAUGGAUAUAAUUUAAAGAUUAUUUUUCUAAAGGAAAAAACCUAUACGGGGGAUAGAGUAGCGAAAAGGGGACAUUUUGAACAACCGAUAAAUGUUUUGUAUUUGUCCAUUUGGCCACGUAAAAAAAAAAAUACUAAUGAUGCAAAAUAUAAUAAUGCAAACGAAAAGAGGACGAGUGAAGUUUUUAAUAUUUCCGUAAACGAAAUACAUUCGAGUUCGAGCAUUUAUUUUUUUUUGUUUGAUAAGUGAUACUUUAACGAUUUUUUAAGUACAAUAUAUUAUAUAGCUACCUAAUAUUUCUUGAAAAACGCGUCUCGGAGUAAACAAUAUAGCUGCAGCAUAAAAUGUUUUAUACACGGUAUACCUUUGCCACGCAAUAAUCUCCUUUUUAACUUUAAAUAUUUAACAUAUUACAAGUUGGGUUUCCUAUUUAAAAGGUAGCUAUACGUACCUACUCGUAUAGUGCAUGUAUCGAUAGACACCAGUUCCCCUUUGAGACAAAAAUACUCCUUUGUAAUUAUUUACGUUUAUUUUUUUUUUUAAACUUGUCGCAAAUUUUAUCUUUUUUAUUUAACUUUAUUACCGCUGCAGUGACUUCUUAAUAGGAUAUAAUAACAUAAAUAGGUUAUGAUAGGAAGUAUUAAACAUUCCGGAAAUCGACGGCUUUGGGCGGUAUAGGUAUAAUAAAGAUUUUUUUAAAUUUAAUUUUUUAUUCAACGACUCGGCCGAUUAUUAUAGUUAUAUGGGUACAGUAGUAGUAAUAAUAUUAUUUUAUAAGUGCUUUGACUUUUUCAUUCUACACAAAAGCACAUUUGGAUAGCAAAAAAAAAACGCAUUGAUUCUGACUGAAGCUUGCAGGAAUAUUGGUUUUACUGUGAUGUGUGUGUGUGUAUGUGUUUGUUUGGGUUUGUAAACAAUUUUUCUAUCAGAAAACUUACUCCAAUCAAAACUUUACAGUUAGCAAGAACUUUCUUAUAACAUUUUUGACCUGGUUGAGGUAAUUUUUUCAAUUUUCCUAGCAGUUUUCUUAAUAAAUGGGAACAAUUCCUAAUUUUCUGACUAAUUUUUAUCGACUUGUUAUUGCUCUGACGACAGAAGAAAACUACGAUUAUUAACACUCUUUUCAGAAUCGUUUUUCAUUAGAAGCAUUUUAUCGAUGACUAUUACCCUAGAUUUCACUGCCCUCUUUAAACAAUAACGCACCCAUCAGAAAUUUCAGAAUUAUUUUUAUUAAUUUUAUUGAUGUUUUAUUGUUUGUUUUUUCUGUUUAUAUUAUAGCGGUUUCGAUUAUUAUAUUUUUUUGAAACAUGCAUUGCAUUCAGUAUGAAAAUUCAGUCAUAAUAAAUCGGUUGGUCGAAAACUAUAUAUUUUUUUUUUUCGAUCGGGCGCCAAUAUAAUAAUAUAGUACGAUGUUAAAUAAAUAUUGACCAAACGAGUGACUGAAAAUACGUGAUUUUUAAGAUGCUAUUCAAUAGUUAUUUUUUUCGAAAAUUAAUCUUCGCGGAUUAAUAUAACACAAGUAGGUAUAUUAACUGACCUUUUUCCUUAUCUUAUUUUAAAAAAAAAAUAAUAACAAUAAUAAAUAUACAAUUUUUCACAAACCUUUCUGUAAGAAAUUACCUACUCGUAUAUUAUUAUUAAUUCAUAUGUGAAAAAAAAACAACACAAUUUUGGCUACUCAGAAUAUCGUUUAACUUGGAAAGAAAUGCCUCGUUCUCGGCGCAUUAUGACAAAAUUAUUUUUUAAAUUUAUAAUAAAAAAUAAAACAAACUUGUUUUUAAGAAAAUAAAAAUUAUUUUUAUUUGAAUACUCUUGGUUUUUUUUUUCUAAAUACAUGGGUGUUACAGAGUUUUACUUUGUUUUGUUUUGUUUUUUUUUUAUUAAAAAUCUCAUAAAUUAUUAUUUAAAUUCGUGAGCUCAGAUCUGCAAAUAUUCGGUCAAAUCGUAUAUUAAUAUUUUAAUUUAUUUUUUAUAGAUAUUAGAAAUAUGUAUACUUAUAUCAGUUUUAUUGCGAUUUUUAAAUAUAAUUAGUGGAAUUUAAGGACGUGUUAAAAAUGCGUAUGUUUAGGUUUACUUAAUUGAAGAAGUUAUCUAUUUUGCAAUUACUUAAGAGGAAUAAAAUGAUGCUUUUUGUAAAAUUACUUUUUUUUUUUUUUUUUUUUUUUUUUUGAUCCAAUGAAUGUUUUUAAGUUUUCGUGUAUCUACGUGCAGAUAACACUAUUUUAUGGGCUUAAUCAGAACUCCUCGGCUAAGUAGAAAAAGGAUAGUUUUUGUUUUUUUAAUGGCAGAUCUAACUCAAAAGAUUCGUUUCACAAUAAAUAUUAUAAAAAAUAUUAAAAAUUAAAAUGUGUACUGCGAAUAGAAUGUUUAUUAAAAAUGAAUUCGAGCGCCAAAUUACUAUAAUUUUGUUAUAAUAAGUUUAUAAAUUUUGUUUAUUGUGUAACCUGGUAAUUAUAAAUCCGGUCACGUGGUAAACGGAUAACAUUGUUUUUUUUCCCCGUUGGUAAAUUCUAGUUGCGAGUGCCCCAUAUUUAUAUACUGAUCAUUAAUAUAGCUUUACCCACGGACUAAUAUAUAACGGACGGACCUGGAGGUGGCUUGAAAUAGGUAGGUAUACAAAGGGGGGGAGAGUCCACCCCUCCCCACCAGAAAUUUCAUGAAAAUUAUGAUGAAAGUAGAUGUUUAAUAGAGUCUCAAAAUUGGUUUCUGUCAAUGUGGAAGAUAAAUACAAUUUUGGUUUUAUUUUUAUUUUAUUACUAGAAAAUAGUAGGUAGGAUAUUAUUGUUAUUAUCAUUUGUUGUGAUUUUCCUGAUUUUAGAAAACUAUAACUGAUACGGCGAAAUCGCAUAGUCCGUGUUAUCAUCACAAUAAUAUGAAUUACGUUAUCAUUUAGGCUGCAUUCACUAAAAAACAUAUUAAAAGUAAAAUUUAGUAAUAUGUAGGUACCUAAAAGAUUAAAAAUGAAUGUUACACAAAAUAUUGACAUUUUUAAUGAAAAAUAAAUAGUCCUACAAUUGAAAGUAGGUAACUAUGUAAACUUUUUUGUUAUGUGAGUAUGAAAAUGUACAACCUUAAAUCAUCCCCCCCUCCCGAAAUAUUUUUUUGUAAAACGCACAUGGCUUGAGAUAAUUUACUUGGUGGUUCAAUCUUUAAAGUAGUGUAAAAUAAUAAUACCCGCACGUUUUUUAAAAAAACUUUUUCAAAAAUAAUUUCACAAAUUAUCUUUAAAUAAACUAUAAUUAUUAUGUAUUUAUUGCUGGUAAUGAGCCCAUAUGAAUAGUGUUUCGCGCAAAAUGUUAAAAUAAAAAGGAAAGGUAAGAUAAUAGGGACGGGUGCAGCCACUGAUGUAAGUGGGAAGUUGUGAAGGUAGGAUAUAGAUGGGAAUUUAAGCAAUGAUAAACCAUUGUUUACGAAAAAGUGAUUCUGAGUGGAGUACAGUUAAAGUGAUGUUUUGUCAACAAUAUAUAUGUCAUUUGAUGACAAAAAAAAAAUUGGCUUUAUAUAUUUUUUUUAAUAAAAUUUGUUUAAUGUUGUAUCGAUUUUUUCAAUUUUUCUACAUAUUCCCCAUGUUUUAUCCUUUUAGAAAAGGUGUUACACCUAGAAAUCCGAGCAAGUUUUCUGGUAGAAUAGUUGCGCACAGAUAAAAAAAAACAAUUCACAUCUUUGUAAAACCAUAAGGUUCUUCGUUCCAAACAGAAUCUAAGAAAAACAUUUUUUUUUUCCGAGAACCGACUUAUUAUCAUAUUAUUUAAGGUAAAUGUUAUUGCUGUAAAAAACGACGCCCUGCAGGAAACUACGUUUAUAAUACAUAAGCUGAUUAAUCAGUUUACGUAUCUAAUCGUUUGUGUAGACGUCGUUUAGAUAAUAUAUUGGAGUACAAAUCAAGUUAUUUUUCUAAAUUAAUUACUCGGUACUAUUGACAAUAGUUUUCCGUGAUAACUACCGGUGAUGUAACAAUGAUAAAUUAACUUUUUAUGUUUCAUUUAAAAAUCGGCAUCUUUAAAUGCAUACCGUAUACGGUAUGAUAUAGGACGUGAAAUAGUCGAAGAAUUUCCACUAACCAAAACUCUGUAUUCCAAUAAAGAGAAGGGAAGCGCGUCUCGGUAAAACAAAUAGCCGCUCGCUAUACGAAUACAACCGGAAUCUAAAACAAAAUAUCGGCAAAUAAUUUUUACGUUAAUGUUACUACCCAUAUUAUGCUCGCGCAGAUUAGUUACCGGCUACACACCUCUGAGUACUUAGUACUUAAAUACUGUAAUUUAAGGGUGAGCAGAUAGUGUAAUAUAUCAGUCGGAAUUGUUUUGUAAUGCUUUCCCGUGUGCGCAUAUACUUACAUACGUAUUGUUUAUCCCCCAUUACCGCAGUUUAACAAAUCCAUGUGCUCGGUCAUCAUUAAUAAUAUUAUAAAACUCAAUCGUCGUUUAAUUUGGAUUGCGCGUAGGUACAUUGUUAUAAAUAUAUAUACAUAUGUAACUAUUUUAUUAGACGUUUCGUGUUAAGGCGGAGUUAUACCCACGAUUAUGGUAAUGCGAUAAUUAUUUAAAUGUAUACAAAAGUGAAUUAUUUGUUCCGACUACGAGUUCGGUAAAUAAUAAUAAAAAAAAAAAAAAAAAACCAAAUAGAAUACCUAUUCUUAUGUGGUGAAGCUUGAAUUGAAAACCGCAUCAAUUUUGACGGAAAGGUACUCGGUUUUCUCGUGUCUUGUUGAAAUUGUAUCUUCGAACGCUUGAUAAUGGCGAUGCCUAUAAUUUACAUGAAAGUGAAUGCGAGUUGAUAGAUUUUUAUUCUUUUUUUUUUAUUUUCUGAAAUGUACACGUUUUAGAUUUCGAGCGUAGAUAGGAGGUAUUGGUUUUACUAAAACGUUUAUUUUUUUUUUUUCUUUUUAACUUUUUUACUUUGUUCUAGUAUGUAGACACGUUUUUUUUUAGUAAACAUGCUCCAAUUUUUACGUGUAGCAACUUUAUUGAAAGCUCAAGUUGUCUAGUUAAUAUUUUAAUAAGGUGAUUUUGUGAUUUUCGACUCCAUUUCUUAAAUAAAAGCACGUAAGUGAGAAAAAUGUAGGAAUGUGUACAAUUUCACAAUUUCAUUAUUUUAUAAAAACACGAAUAAUGUUUUUUACCAGGAAAAAUGAUUUAAUCGAAAAAUCACAAGAUAUAUUUUUUGUUUCCUUUUUGAUUUACUUUCUAACGGUAUUGUUGCCGAAACUUUUGAGCUUUUAAAGAAUUUUAAUUUUUGGGAGUUUUUGUUGUAAUUCGUUUAAAAAUAUACGUAUAGACUUGAAACUUGGUUAUAAUAUUUAUAUUAGAUUUACCUAGACGUAGUAAAAUUUUCAAAAUCAUCAAACGACUUUUUUUUUACAAUGGAACAUUAAUUUUUUAUUACACCACUUUUAUCCUAGAAAAUUUGCUUCGAUGUAUAGCACCUUUUCUGAAAAUAAAUUGUAUUUAUUUGGUAAAUACAUAGGUCAUUUUUUGAUUUUCAAAACGGUACUUGAAAUAAAAAAACAAACCGGGAAAAAAAUACGAUUUUUUCACGAUUUCGGUAUUUUAAAUAAGUAUCUACCACGUUUUCUAGCACAAAUAUGGCUCUAAUAGAAAAAAGGCAAGAGACCUUUUUUGUUGAAUUAUUAGUCUUGUUUUUAAUGAUGUAGUUCGUUUUUUUUAUUUUCAAAUUAGUUUUCAUAAUAAUCGGGAAAAAACGUAGGAAGGAUAGGUUAGGUUUAUCGUUGCUUACAGAUAUAAAUGAAAAAACUACCCAUCUACAACAGUGGCAGUACUCAUCCCCAGUAUCAGCUCUUUUUUUCCGAGUGAAUCCAUAAAUAUUAAAAUGCGAAAGAGGGGCUUUUCUCUGCCUAGCUAUUGGAAAACAUAUUAAUACGUUAAAUAUUGAAAGCAAUUGUUAAAAAAAGGGAGAUUCGUCAUUGUACAUAUUAUGUAAGAAAAAAUACCUAUAAAAAACUACAAAAGCUUCUUAGUCAUCAUAGCUUCUUCGAUCCUUUUCGAUUUUUCUUACAGUUUUCUAAAUAGUUGGGCAAAACCGGGAAAAACGGGAAAGUUUACGAAAAUACUAAUUUCAUUGUUUUUAAUUUUGGUUUUUUAAUGUAAAAUAUAUAUGGGUAAAAAUAACAAUCAUAGAGAACUUACAUUUUCACAGAAUUCUUAUAAAAGCCUUUUUUUAGACGUAAUUAAAUUUUCUAAACAUUUCGACGAAAUUUGAACUAUUUAUAAGCAUUUGACCUUUUCGAGAUUUUUUGGUUUUAUUCAAAUACAAAUUAAAUAACUUUAUGUAUUUUACCUAACCACCAAUUCACCUACAACAGUGGCAAACCAGUUCCCACUUUUUAAAGUUUUAGUAUCAUACUUUUGAGCUUUUUUUAUGAGCCAAAAAAAUGUAAUUUGAAUCUUAGAUGGAACAAAUGUUAAAUUAAACGAGAAUUAAUAAUUUUAAAAGUUGUUUUUUAUUUUGUUUUUUUAUAUUACUAAGAUGUGAUUUUUUUUUUUAUUUAAAUAGCUGUCCUACCAGAAAUGUUAUUUUGAUAAAAAAAAACACUUUAUGGGAACCUUAUUGUAACAUUUUUGAUCUAUUUGAUGUCUUUUUUCGAUUUUCUCAUUAGUUUUCCUAAUAAACGAAAAAAAAACUGACUAUUUUUAGUUUUAUUUUUUUUUAUUUUAGUGCUACAUCUGGAACAAGAGAAAAAUACGACUAAUAAUAAUCUACUCAGAAUAGUUUUUCAUUAGCAAUGGUUUAUUGUGGCACAUGGAUAUAAAAUAAAAUAAUCUGUAUUAGGUUUAUUCUCCUUUCCAAAUUACCUUCUAAAACAGUGACAUAUCCAUCAGCAGUAUAGUUAUCUGCCUUUUUGCAUUUACUUUAUUAUGUACGAUUUUAAUUGGUCGUCUAUUUAUUUAUAAACGAUACGGUCUCCGCAGCCUGCCGUCGUCGAUAAUACACAUUGUGAAUUCGAUAAUAAUUAAUUUUAAUAGUAAUUAAUUUUAUUGUUGUUUACACAUACCGUGGCUAUAUAUUAUUCCGAUCGAUUUUGUUUCCAAGGACUAAAUGAAAAGUGAUGUUUUUAUGAAAACCAUCAGGUAUAAACUCAAAUAAAUAAUUUCGUUAUGGUUUAUCGAUAUUAUUGUCAACACAAUUAAUGUUCGAAUAAUACACACGAGAAGCGCGAGUAUUUUGUGUGCACGAACAACAGUCGUGAAUAUAGGUAUUUUAAUUUAUACUUUUAAUAUACGUUUUAAAAUGUUCGAAUUUCCGCAAUAAUUUAACCACCAAGUUAGCAAUUAUAUAUCAGCAUCAUCACUGAUAAUGAUAUAUUAUUUAAGAAUUUUAUACUGACCUGGGGUAGCUAAAUAAUCGUAUAAGGUACACAUUUAUAAAAGUACAAUUUUCACCUCGAGUACUGAUAAAAACAUCGCGCUAGAUGCAGUUUUUUUAUUUCAGAUCCGGAGCCUAGCGAGAAAUGUAUUUGGUUUUACAAUGAUGUUUAUUUAUUUCUUUAUUUAUAAACAACUUUUCUACCAGAAAUCUUUCUCCGAUUUUCAAGUGUAGUACCUUUUUGGAAAGGAAAUUUUAACUGGGUGGUACUUUUUAAACGAGUAAGGCUUUUUGAUUUUCCAAGCGGUUUUCAUAAUAAUUUAGAAAAACGUAGGGAAAACGGGAAAACUUACAUAUAUGUAUAAAAGAAAUUUCGAGCUGAAUCGUUUUCCGUUAGCAAAGGUUUUUUUACAGAAAUAAAUUAAAUUCUUCUCUAUAUUUUACCUUCCCAACUUCUCACCUACAACAGUGGCCCACUCAUCGUGCGAAGUAUGUCCGUCUUUCUUCAUAUUAAAAUAAAUAUGAUUUUUUUUUAUCAUAAAAUAUAGUGUAUUGUUGAGGUGACCAAUUCGAUUACGAGUUUUUUCAUCGCAUGUAAUAAUUGUUUUUAUAAUCUUUUAUAAGUUAUUUACAGUUUUCACUAUUCUCUAUUAUCUUCGUACAGUUCAAUAAUUUUGUUUGUUUAUGAUAUUUUAAUUAUUUUAAAAAAUUAAGCUUAUUUUGGCUAGUUUAGAGAAGUACACUUCUACCUUCUACAGAAGUGGUCUAAAAAUAUUUAUAUAUAUAUAUAUAUAUAUUUGUUUAAUGAUUAUUAUUUAUAUUAUUAUAAUAAGUUUUAUUUUUUUCAAACUGAAUCCUGUUGUUCUUUAAAACGUUUAAAGACGAAAAAUUAAACACCUUUUCAACCGAAUAUAACGAUAUCUAAUGGCAAUACUAAAGAAUACUUAACGCUGCCUUAAUGCAUAUAAGUACAGAACUUAUAUGAACGUUUCGGUCUGCAUAAAAUAAUGUACGAGCUGUUUUUGUUAAAAUUAAAAAUACUUCCUCUUUAUUAUUUUCGUCCGAUUUUCCAAAAUAAUUAAACCAUUUUUAUGAAAAGCAUUCUUUCACAACGACGACGACGACGACGACGAUGACGAUGUUAGCCCACCCACCAGAUCAUGGCUGCACGGGUAGUGAAUCGGUUGAAAAAAAAAAUGUGAUUUUGAAAACGUAUAACAGCGGCUCGUUCACCUACGUCAUUUCGAUCAUUUUAAUGUGGUAAUCCUUUCCCUUCGUGGAACACCCGGUAUACGAGAGUACACUUACAGAUUUAUUACGUCGCGUCGUGGCCGCGGAAACAUCGUUCCUGCACAAAAAAAAAUCAUUCAACAAUUUAUAAUAUGUUUAAUAAAUAUCGUCUGUUAUUUCACUCCCUAUACUUUACUUAGAUAGGUAUAAUAUAUUUGAUGACAUUUUUUGUAUCCCGUAUAUAUACUGCAGUAGCUGCAGUUUAAUAUGGUUACAUGACGUCAUCGUUAUUUUCUUUCGGUCGUGUUCUUUAUUGUAAAUCAUCUCGUAUAUAAUUUGACGAUUUUUUUUUUUCCAAGGGAAUUAUAAUCGUUGAGAAAUGUGGUAUUUAGAUCGAAAAACUAUUUUUAAAAACUUAUUAAUCAAUCAAAAUCUUUAUUCAAAAUUUAAAUCCGCCAAACUCAAUCUUUUUUCAAUCGUAUUUGGGUUUUCGGUUUAAAACGUCAUAGUCGUUCGCGAAAAUCGACUCUAGCGCCCUAUAAUUUUACGUUCUGUUUUAGCCUUCUGAUAUUGUUGAAAUCAUUAAACAGUUUAAGAAACUUGCGAUUUUUAGUGUUGUACGCGAAAACUUUGAGUUUAUUCGAUUAUUAUAAUAUAUUUGUCCUAAGUGUAUAAAAUUAACUGGUUUUUUUUUUUUUACUCCCAAACAAUUUAUAUAUUAUAAAAUCACAACGUAGUAUCACCAUCAUUCGUUCAUUACACGUAGUUUUACUUUCGCGUAAAAUAACCGAUACUACUAAAAUAUGUUAUCGUGACGAGUAUUUUCAUAUCAGCCAUAUCAUGACGCAUACGCGUGUAAUUGAUUUAUUUUCGUUUAUAAUAUAAUACGCGUAUAUUGACAAUAUGUUUUUGUUUAAAUUUAUAUUUAUUCGUGUCUUACGUCGUCAAAGUUAAAAAGUUUAAUUAUAUGCAAACUUCCGCAGUAUAUUAUGCAUCAAAAACUAUUAUUGUAGAUUAAUAUAGUAUUAUUGUGUUAGUCGUUUUAUUGAAUUUCUACUAAAAAAGAACAGCAAUAUGCAAUGAUGCAUUUAAUUUAAUUUUGUUAUUAUUAUUUCGUAUUAUAAUAUCAUAUUCAAUGAAUAAAUAACAUUAUUCAUAUACCAAAAACAGCGAGAUUUUUAGUACCGUUUUAUUCCCCAAAAAUAAAUAUUUAGUUAAAAAGUUGUUGCUUUUUGUUAUUCAUAUGCACGUAUUAGGAAUCUACAGAAAAAAAUCACGUGCUCUAAUUUUUUGUUUGGGUACAUAAUUAUAUAAAUAUAUAUUAGUAUCUAAUAUUAAAAAGCUUCACUUUUAUUUUAUUUCGUUAUCUGUAGGUACGAAGCCGAAUUAUUUUUAAUUUAAGUCACAGAACCCUUCGACGCAAUAUGGGCGGUUUAAUUUGGACCGUUAAUUUAUAGGUAGGCUAACGUAUUCUAUUUGGACUUUGUAUGUUGUUGGAAAAUAAGCGACCACUCUUUAAUCGUUUAAAUAGCCCACUCGUUAUAUUAGCACUUUAAACGCAUACUGCAAAAAAUAGUAAAUAAAAAAAGCGAGAAAUCGAUUUAUAUGAAUUAUAAUAUGUUCCAACAGUUCUCAUGCAGUUUCUAAUUGUUUCCGAAAAGCAAAACAUUUUUUUUUCACCAUUUUUAAAUUAUUAUAGGUACAUUGUUGACUGCGUAACACUAACCCGUUCUUUUUAACGCCGUUUCAUUUAUUUUUCGCACAGCUCAUAUCGAUACAUGAUCGAGAAUCAUUCAAGACGAAUGCUAUACUCGCAACUGGGCUAUGUAUUAUUACAGCUAUGUAUUUACAGACUAUCUGAGAGUUCAGCUCAAGUGACAUGUAAAUUAGAUUAAAAAAACAUUUUUUAUUAUUAUUAAUUUGUUUUUUUUAAAGUCAAUACUUUGCAAAAUAAUGAAUGUUUCAAGUUCAAUGAAUCACCUCGUAUACUUACUUAUAUAUAUAAACCUAAACGCGGCUGAUCAAUUUCAGAGUGAAUUCUACAAGUAUUAAAUCGUAUAACUAAUAUAAUAUUAUAAUAUACCCGUAUAGUAUAGACACGAUUAAUCACAAAUAGGUACACCUGACCGAAACGCGUUUUGCAGGAAAUUUAUACCGAAAUCGUAUCGCAGACAGCUGAUAUAUUAACACAUAAGAUAAAUUAACGAGUCGACAACAUAAUAUUAUACGUUAGAACCAUAGUCAGCUGUUUUACUAUUAUAAUAUUGUAUUGACUGAUUGGACUUAGGACAGGUACUUAUAUCUGAAUAUCGACGACAGCUGGUAGGGAAUUAAUCCGCGUAGAUGAUUUGCACCCCUGUCGAUAAGCAUAGGCGGAAAUGCAUUUUUUUUUUUUUGAAGGUUGAGUGGCUAGAAUUAUUCCUAUAAAUUAUCUUAAAUAAGGCUUGUUGUAUAAAACGUAUUUGAGGAAGGUAUCGAUUAAUUGAGCUUUGGCUAACUUGGGAAGAGGGCUAAGCCCCAGACCCCAGCACUGACCGACCUCCACUUGUGCUCUGCAGGGUUAAAUUUCCAGCAACCGGACACGCCCACGCUAGUGUAAAAGUGCCUAAUUAAAUAUAAUAGCAUUUUGCAUUGUGUUCUUCGUUGUAUAAUAAUAAUAACGUAGGCACUUAUAGCAAUAAAUGGUCACCAAUAACACUUUCAAGACUGCAGAAAUUUUGCGUAACUUUUAUAUUUAUUAUUUUAUAAUGUAAAGUACAGUAGUUUGAUAAAAACUAAUGCUGUUAAGGGUUUAAUAGUAAAUAUUGCGUGUGGACGUGAGAAUAAGAUUCCACGCUUGCGAAGCGAAUAGGAAAGAAGGGACAUCGCGAGCAAUAUGUUAUCCGAACUCGGUAAACGAUGCGAUUGUGUUUUUUCUUUCGAAAAAUAAAAGUACGCGUGUGGUUAGAGGAAACAAUACUUUUAGUAAUAAUUGUUUUAAUUGUAAGUUUAACGCUGCACAUUGCUCGAGAUGCGUCGUGUAACGAAAUUGGGUCAUCGGCAAGUGGGAGGGGGUGGGGGUCCCGUAAGACAUUUCACAUUUUUACGGUGAUGUGAUGUUAUUAUUUAUUAUAAUAAUAAUACAAAGCGAGCCUUUGAUUAAUGAUUUCUAAAAAAAAAGAUGGAAAAAACGCGGCCGCGCAUAAUAUUUUCAAAUUAAAUGUUUUAAAUUAAUAAUGAUAGAUUAGGUAACUUUACGUAAGUAUAUAUAACAUUAUCGGAAGUUUUUUUUUUUUUUACCUAACUACCAACGUGCUUAGUAUUAUGAUAAUGUACCACAACAAAGGCAAAUAAUUCGUUUCGGAUGUGUAAAGAAACUUACAAAUAUAUUAUUAAUAUCGCCGAAUAGUUGUAUGGUAUUAUUAUUCUUCACCUUCGCCUUCGUCCAAACUAUUUGGGGGUCGAGCAUCAUCAUCCAAAAUUUCCUCUAGACCUGAUCUCUCACUACACAUAUAGUUUCAGAUUCCUCUUUCCCCGUAACACGCCCAAACCGUCUCAGUCUAUUUUCUUUCAUUUUGUCUACUAUCGAAGUCACGCCUAAGCCACCUCUAAGUAUAUUAUUAAUAUUGCCAAAUAAUCGUUUAGUAUUAUUAUUAUUACAAUACAAUUUAUCCUAGGUACGUGAAAAAUAUAAUAUUUUUGAAAAUGAUUUUUAAAGACAUUUUAAUGGUGGUAAUUUUUUAGAGUUAUGCUAUUAUAUGCGGUAGGUGCAAUAGCCAGGGGUACUGGGGUACGUCCCCUCCAAAAAAUUGUUCGUUUUAUUGAUUAUUUGAAUCAUGCUAAAAAAAUAUAACAUAAAGUAAUACAAACUAUUUUUAUUAUUUAUUAUUGUUCCAACGAGUGUGUUCGUGAAUUUUACUGAGUAUAAAAUAAUAACAUUGUCAUUUUCGAAAUCGAGAGAAAUUGUGCUGCGAAGAUACUUAUAUUAUAAUAAUCGAUCGUAUUGUUGAUUCUGAAGUAUACGAAUUGGCCGUCCGGAUGUUUGUUCACGGGAACGAGGAUUUAAUUCUAAACCAAUAUAAGAAUAUAAGACAAAUAGAAAAAAACGGUUUUUCAUCGUCAACUGUCAAGAUUUACUAUUUAAGAGCUGCGAAAUUACUCACCUUAUAAUACGAUACCACUUUAAACAAUUAAAUCCAAAGUUUUUUUAAAACGAUUACUAUUAUUACGCAUUUUAAGCUGGGCAUAUUUUACGCUACAGGGAGGGGGACAGUGUCGUUUUCACCUUGUAACUAUAGGGCAUUGUGCAAAAACUUUUUUAAUCCACGACCCCCCCAAAUUUAUUUAUUUUGAUGACGUGACCCCUAUCAAUAGGCUUAAUUUUAAGGGACGUAUAAUAGGCAGCUGCCCCCCUCAUCAGUGAGAUUACUCGUUAUAGAAGACUCGUACGUAACUAUUUCAUAAUGAAAUAUUUCCUCUAAUAAGUACUGUCAAACCUAGAGAUUAAACAAAAUUACUGGUAAAAUUCGUUUGACAAUAACCUAUAUAACGUGUGAUAUGUUAAGUCAAAAUUCCAAUCCAUUUCAUAAUUAUUGUAUCACAAAUUCAAUAGAAAUAAAACUUGUUAUCGCAAAAAAAUAUGACACAACCGUUGUCUGCGUCGCAUGUUAUAGCAUUACACCGAUGGUACAAAAUAAUUCUACGAUAAAUAUUCGUAGUCUAUAACUUUUUUAAUUUGAUGCUAAGUUGUUGGCGAUAUUCUGUUAAACUGUCAAUGCUUCCGAGUGAGGCCCACGUAUUAAAAUUGAAAUUUAACAAUCCGGCUUCACUUUCGAUCUUAUUCUGUGAAAGAUUUCCGAACUUAGGGUGCCAUAGAUUUUGUUUAAAACCGUCAUAAUUUCAUUGUCAGUUUUCUCCUAGUAUUCUAAAAAAAAAAAUUACUAAGUUCCGCAUGCCUCGACAGUAUUAAAAAUAUUUUAUACCAUAGAAAUCUCCCCGAUCGAUGGUUUCCGAUAAAAACGAUAACAAUUACAAUAGCAGUCAUCGAAACUUGUGGUAAUUAGUAUUUUUAUAAGAGUAUAAAUAUAAUAUAAUAUGUGACCGAUUCGAAAACGGACGACUGUUAUUUGUAACGUGCGCCCAGUGUUCAUUUUUGGUAUUCAAAGUGGUCGCUGUGGUUCAAAAUUUGUAUUCGACAGUUGUCGUGCUCGAGAUAGAUAGGUAGGUACCCGAUUGCAUGUUUCGGUAUGCCUAAAGCCCCAGAAAUCCGAACGCGGGCUCGGGAGCGUCCGAUUCUCUUAUUUGUCUAAAACACAGCGAAACUCGUCUAUGAAUAAUAUUGUGCGUUUUAUAAGUGUUUAACGACGACGUUUUGGGACGAUUUAAAGUACCUAUAUGAAAAUGUAUCAUGACAGUGGCUGAAUAAAUUAUGUGUCUCAAAUACUUAUCUAUCUACUAAAUAAUUAUCUAUCGAUAAAUGAAACCUACAAUCAACAAAUAACAUACUUAAACAUAAAAGCAUCUAUCGUCAUUUUUCCAUAUGCUAUUAACACUCCCUUCCCCAAAUAAUAUUUUAGUCCUUUAUGCAUUAAUUUACCUUAACCUAACUUUGUAUACAAUUGUUUGAAAUUCUUAUAAUUAUCAAAAACCAGCAGAUUUUUUUUUCAAACGUUACAAAAAAAUUCAAUCCGUCACUAGCGUACCGAAAUGUAAGAAAUCACAUAAGUAGUUACACGAAUAUCCAGGACUGUAUUUGGACACUUUACGUCCCGGGGUAACAUGUUUUAGAAACAAAAUGAAGGUUAGUGUCUAUGUUCAAUUUUUUAUUUUCCAAAAAUAGUCUUUUAAGGUAUUGAAUCUUAAAGUGUCUGAACGAAUUGUGUUUUUUUAUACUUUGAAAGUUAAAAAAAAAAAUCUGUUGAAAACGUGAUAAAAUUACAUUAUUUAAAAUUCAAAAACAGAUUAAAUUUUAGCGGGUUCAAUUGAAUCGCUAAAUGUAAAAAAGGAACAUUUUCAAAUUCUAAGCGUUUUACAAACAAUAAAACUUCUUAAGAACCUCAAGUUUUAUUAUAUUUCAUAAAAUAACCGUAGACGCUUGUGAAUGAUAACCAACUUUAUAUAAUUAAUUAUUAACAUGAAAUUUAUGUUAUUACACAUUUUUUUUCAGAGAUUUAGUAUUUUUGUCUUUUCAAAAAAUUUAAAAAAUGUUAACAUAUACAAUGUAUAUGUUUAAAUACAUGUACUAUUUUCUUUUUCCAUUUUGCAAUUCAAUUAUAAAACUGAUUUUUCGUAAUAACAAUGCUUUUAUAUACAUUUUCCGCUUUACGUGUACUUACCUCUCCUACCCCUGAAUAUGGGCCUGGAAAAAUCAAGUCGAAAAAUAUGAGAAUAACCAUAAAAAGAUGAUAAUUCAUAUUGUAAACGAGAUGUUUUAUCGUGUCGGUUGAUACGUAGGUACCUAUAUUAUAAUAUUAAUAUUUUAAUAUUUAUUCCGUCGAGCAUUCCAUUGCAUUAAUCUCGGGCCUUUGAAACCGUGAAAAACUUUUCACAAAACGGUAUAAAGUUCAUCGUUACUGUAAGAAUAUGGCUACGGGCAGUAUUUAAUUUUGAGAUUCCGUAGUUCCAGCGCUGACGUAAAAAUUCAAUAAUAUUCUGGUAUACACUAUAUACGGCAAACAGCGUUGUUCUCCGCGAUAAAAUAAACGAAACUUUAAUAUUUAAAAUAAUAAUAAUAAUAAUACGAUCGACAUUUUUCCACCAUUAAGAACACGAUGAACCUCGUGCUAAAUUUUCGAACAUUUUAAACAACAACUAAAAAAAGCAGAUAUUACUAAUGUCACACCGGUGUUGUAAACGUAGGACAUAUAAAGUUAAUUAAUUUAUAUCCGUAAGCCACGAGAAAUUAUUGCUAACGAAAUAAUAAACGGAAAUUGUAAAACGAACUCGCUACAUUCAAAAUUUAAAAAUAUCGAUGUUCCAAAUAUCUAUAAAUAGUUUGAAAAUCCCUUAGCGAAAUUUUUUCUUUAAAUUCAUUUCUUUAUAUAUUUUGAAUACCGCAAAUAGUUAAUACGAGGUUCCCAUUAAAAUAUUGUUUUUAUAAUAAAUUGUCUGUAGGCAUUUUAUUUGUUUUUUUGUGUUAACGUGGUUUUUUUUCUACCAUUGAAAAUCAUUGAUGAUUUCCUACUAUUGUGGCAAUACAAAAACGUGUCGAUUAUUUUAUACCAUAAAAAAUAUUGUUCAUGUUUCAUACGUUAAAACUUAAAAAUAUACUCUUGGAUAUAUUGUGUCGUGUAACCAUAUACGCAGUAACCAUAACACGAUUAUAGCAGUCUUCAGUUGUAUAUUAUAGGUAGUGACUUAUUUCUACCAAACUUAUAUACGGUUUUUUGAAAAGAAUUCUUUGUUUAUUGUUCGUACGAUUUCUCACUUACUACGGUAAGUACCUUUAAAACCACGAUAACUGUCAUAUAUCGCAGCGCCUAUUAUCUACCUACAAUAAAUAAUACUAUCCGUGACGAAAAUUGUUUUUGAAAAUAAUACUGGUGUUGUCUAUGUAAGACUAAGAGUAAGAAACUCUUCAAAUUGUCAAUUAAAUAAUAGUGAAAUGAUAGAUAGAACAACUUAUUUUAUUUAUAUUUAAUUUGUCAUCCUCGUGUAUUUUGUUUUACAAAGGUAAUAAUUUUAAUAGGUACAGGUACGUUUGUUAGGUAAUAUUUUACUGUAGAGUAAUACUUUAAAAUAUAAUCUAAUUUUAAUACCUAUAAGUAGGCUUAAGUACUUAUAGCUCUAAAAAAUAUACAAAUGUACAUGAAAAUACGGUUUUAAAAUCAUUAAAAUAUGAAUUUAAAAAAUAAUAAUAAAUGACAAUAAACAUCUUAACUAAUUUUAUUUUCAAUUAUAAAAAAGUAAUAACUAUUUAAUAAUAAUUAUUAAUUAAAAAUACAACUUUUAUUAUUCAACUUCAUUUGAAAAAAAAAUUGUCCUUUUCAUUGUCCUUAAAAUAUUGAACAGCUAAACAAGUACAAUUUAAAUUAUAAAGUCUAAAAAAAUAAUUAAUAAUUAAUAAUUAUAAAAAAAAUUACAAUAUUUAUAAAUGCCUUUGUCACUCUAACUAAAUAACUGUGUUUAGAAAAAUAAAUAUGUUUUCUUAAAAUGUUCGUAAAAAUUGCAUUAUUGAAUCUGAGUCAUCCACUUCUUGAAUAAAUUACGCUAUACAAUCAGAUAUUUUUUUUUAUAUUUUUAAAUGUAAAUCUUCGAUGAUUACUAAUUAACAGUACAUUUUUGUAAAUUGAAAUAUUUACAAGAAUACUUUUGAACUAAAAAGAAUAUUUAAAAGUAGAGCUUUGCAUACAUUUUUGUUGAAAGAACUCUAUUUACUUAAAUUUGAGUUUGAAAGUAAUUGUUACGUUAGUUUAUUUUUUUUUUAUUUUCAUUCCAUUCUACUUGCUCUAUAAUACUUAUCAUUUUUUAGAUGAUGGACAAUUUUGAAAUGUUUGUCACUUUCCAUUUUUUUUUCAAAUAGUACACAAAAUAAAACAUGUCCAUCGGACGUCAAUGUAACUUUAAACUCCGAAACAUAACUUUGUAGCCGGGUACUCGUAGAAGGUUGUACUUUAAGCAUUUCAGAAUUAUUUUACGUUAUUAUAAUUUUAUAAGCUAAAAUACAUAUAAUGGUUAAAAAGGAAAACGGAUAGCGAUUGUGGACGACUAAAAAGUAAAAUAAUACAACUGUUGAACAACUUAAUAAUUACGUCGAUGAACACGGGGAAAAUCAAAAAACAGCCACUCAGUUUAUUUUCAUAAGUAGAGAUCGGAUUUAUAUUCUCUUAUAAUCCACAAAAAGCGCUUUAAAACAUCAAAAAAAUCUCUGAAAAAAGCACUUACAAAUAUUUUAAAAAAAAGCAAAAAUGAUAAAGGAGUUCGAAAUUCUCUUCAAUUAUGUCCACUAAAUAAUAACGAAAAAGCCAAAUCAAUUUUAACCAUUGUUGCAUAAAUAUUUCCGGUUUUCCGAUUAUUGAAAAAAUUUAGUACAAAGAAUAUCAAAAAAUGACUUUACUACUAGAUUUGCUACUAGAAAUCACUUUUAAGUCGAAGAAAAUUACAAAACUUUUGGCAGAAAAGUUGUUCAUAGAUUGAUUUUUUUUCUACACAGAUAUUUAAUUAGUGGGAAAUAUUGGACUAUUCAAAAACAAAUAUGUUUAAUUAUUAUCAACACGAGACCGUUUCGACCGGUAUCGUAUUCAUAAAUUAUUACGAUAUCAUACUUCCCUACUUGACGAAAAAUAAUUACCGAAAUACGACCCCUCUACGUCAUUCUCAUCGCGAAAAUCAAAAUGCCCUAACCAAAAACCGAGAUAUCCUGUCGAAAUAUUAGUAGCUAUCUAUCUAAUUAAUAUUCAAAAACGGUUGCGGUGGCCGAACGUAUAAUGAGAAAUUUACAACAUGGUAUAUUGUAGGAUGGUGUAAGGUUUUAUCGUAUCGUUACCCUCGUAUAUUAAAUACACUAACAAAUCGUUGGGUAUUCGUGAGUCAUAAUCUUUCGAACACGUCUAAAAAUGUGGAAUAUACUUUCAAAAUUGAAAAUACUUCAAACUUAAGAACCUCUCUGCCAGACCUUAUUGUAAGAAAUUUAUAUGUUUGUGUAUGACUAACGCUAUAGGAUUCUAAAAGGUCAAAAACUUACAUCUUUUGAACUGAUUUAUGAAAAAUAAAACAAAUUCAAUACACAAAUAAUAUUUUUAAAUUUAAAAUUCUAAUAACAAAUAUAGCAAGCAUCUACUUAAGAUACUUAAGAUACUAAGACUAUAAGAGUUAGAUUACUUGUAGGUUUUGUAAAAUUUUUAACAAUAAAUUUAAUAUAUCUAAAAAUAAUAAUGGUCUAACAAAUAGAACAUCAGUUUUAAUUUUAAACUCUGAGCGUAACAUGAAAUUUAUUGAUUUUACUGUAUAACAUGUAUUUUCUUCUGUCUAUGAACCACCGUAUUAAAAUAUUUUAGUGCUACGCGAAAUCUGUCCAAAUAAGCUUCGAGUGCUCUCCCGUGAGAAAAUCCUGGUUACGCGUUUGAACUUGCUGAUGGUAUAAAUACAUAGCGGUGGUCAUUGUAAUACUGUAAUUGAACGGAUUGAUUGCGUAGUCUUAUGUAUAAUUAAAAUGGAAGGCUCUCUAAAUAAUGUCGAUUCGUAUAUACGUGAAUCAAUUAUUACCGCCUACUGUGAUUAAUGUACCUAUACGAAUAUUAUAAUAUGUGCCGUACAUCAAAAUCCGUAUCGUUCAAUGUUGUAUAAAAUUAAGUUUUAAAAUAUAUAGGUAAAGAUAAGAGAUAAUUGAUAAUUGACUAGUUAAUUAGAUGGAGAUAAAAAAAAUACGUGCAAAUGUAAUUAUCUAGAUAAUGAUAAAUAAUCAGAAACUUCUUUUCUAGAUAAUAAAAAAAAUCUGGUUCAUGGUCGUAUAAAAUGACCAAGUGUUAAAAAGUGUAUCAGAUUUGUUUCACAUCUUCUAGAUAUCGAAAAGAUUGCGUGGUUGAUGUAACUCAGUAGUAUCUAUUUAUUUAACUAUAGGUAAUAUUAUAUGUAUUAAUAAACAAUACAAAUUAUUUCUAUAUAUAUAUAUAUGAAAAUAGACCGAAAUAUACUCAUCUGAAAAUAAUUUAUCCAGAUCAAAUACAACACGGCUCGCGUCAUAAUAAAAUUGUUAUUAUUAUUUAUUAAUUUCGGAACAAUCGAUUUCAUGAAUUAGGAUUUUAUAUUAUUAGAUGAUAUUUCCAAACGAAUCAAUUAUUCUAUCCGAUAAAUUAUACGAGUGAACUUGCUUUUGAAUUUUUUAAAAGGAUAUUUUAGGUAUAUUUUGACGCGAUAUUAUGUUGAUGAGAUCGGAGGAAAUUUUAUUAUUUUGGUGCUAUAAUAGUUUUUUGAUAAAAUUCACCAUAGAUUUAACAUAGACAUUUCGGGUUUUAGAUCGGAUUUCGUAAACGUCGACAUUUUCGUCAUGACACGAAUCGAUGAGUAUAAUGUUAUUCUAUAAUAUAGGCCAUGUGCAAAAUGUAAUUUUAAUCACUCCUAAAAUCUCAUGGUUCGUCAAACAGUGGAUAGUAAUUUGAGCGUAUAACUGCGGUGCAACACUUGCAAACAAUUGUACGAUAAUAAUAUAAAUAAAAUAUAACUGCCUAUAAUAACGGUAAAUUAUGAUUCGUGUCAUAUAGAAUUUAAAAACUUACCUAAUUGUUUUAUAAACCAAAUGGCGAGAAAUCAAAUUUCAAAAAUUCAAACGCGAUAAAGUAUUAAUUAUACUAAUCUAUCUACGGAUUUAUGACAUGUACGAAUAUAUUAGAAUAAAAUUGUAAUUUACUUAAGAACGUCUUUACAGUCUCAGACUUACAAACGCACGAUAUAACGAUAUCACGUUCAGUAGGACAAAUGUUGUGCCAUUAGUUAUAACGUUACAGUGAAUUGACCUAUUGCCAGACUGUUAAAGAUAAGAACAUUACCUAGUUAUAUGCGCUCCUAUGUUGGUUUGUCCAAUAGUUUAGUUUUUAAACGAGAUAUGAAUGCGUGCAGAAAUAUCAAAAUUUUAAAAUGCUUAUUAAAAACAAUUUUUAAGCGUCUUGAGAGCAACACAGAUAAUAUUUUUUUGGCUAAAGAUUAAUUCACUAUAAACUGGGUCCACACCAAACGCGUAACUGCGCACCAACGUUGCUGCAACAUUUGAUCACUUGCGACAUUCUCGCGAGCACGGGUAUCCAUACUGCGUGCAAAGAUGUAUGUUAUAACCAGUGGCGUAGCCAGAAUUGUAUACUGAAGGGGGAUGGCACUUAAAAAGUUUCUACUUUAAUAGGUACUUAAGGAGGGUAUAGGUCACAUGUGUUUGAGGGAGUUCAACUUCAACAAAAAUAUUAAAAAAUGAGGUUUCAUCAAUCAUAUUUACUAAUUGACUAUUAUUAUAAUGAGUAAUUUAUGGUACAUUUUUCUUGUUUGAACUUUAACAAAUUAUUAAACAUCUCGAAUUUAAUGAAAAUAAAAAUUGAAGGUCAACAUUUUCAAAAGAAUUAGCUCUAUAAAAUUGUUUGAAAAUAAUAAAAUACAAUUUUUUUUUUUUUUUUACCAAAUAAUAAAAAUUUUUAAUUUAAAUAUUUAAAGUCCUUAUCCCUGUGAGAAAUAUAAAAAAAAAGCAGUAUUUUAAUAUUUAGAUUACAUCCAGAGAUUUUUCAAAUGAUACCUAUAUCUUCGUAGGACACCUUGUAUAAUAUUAUUUCCCGAAAUCUCUUGUGGUAAUUUUGCUACACUCCUCUAACAGCUGCAUACUUCUAGGAUAAUUAUGAGCGAAGGCAGUAAUUAAAUAAUUUUCAUUUGUGUCUUUUUUAUAUAUAUAUAUACUCGUAUAUAUAUUAACCACGGCUAGACCCAUUAAGUUUAUUCGCUAACAUAUAGUACCUACUCCUUAAAUAAUACGAUUUUAUACGAUUCAGUGUAGAAAAGGUUCUUCGAAGAGUGGAAAAAAGAACGGUAAAGGUAGUUAACACGUUAAUCGUAAAAUGGUUUGCCUACAUAAACACGGCCUAUGAGAGGCCUAUGAGGGUACUAUAGCCUUGUUACGACACUGCACUGGUUACAAUAUAGACAAGCGUUUUCUAAUUUAUGUUUAUUGUCAUAGCAACAAUACGGUAUUGAUGAAUAUAUGGUACAAACCAAUUGAACAAAAUGCAUCAAAGUAUUUUGAACAAAGCUCCAUGACUAGUAUACUCAUGUUUGUCGUGAGUGGAUUUAGUCUGUACCAAACGUGUCAAACGUUACAGUAACGUUGCAGAAUGUUUUGCGUUUUUGUGUUGGAGGAUCAACUAUUAAAAAAAUUACACGGAAAAUCAAAAACGAUAUUUAUUAAUGAACACGGACUAAACGACAGAGGAUAUUUUUCGAACACAUUAUAUUGUAAUAAGCGAGAUUUGCGACACGUGCUGCGCGGAUUAAAAGUUUUUUUUUACAUCGUUGGUUGAUGGAUACAUCUCGAAUAGUUUGUAUUCAGAAGACACGAGGUGAUUUACUAAGAAACAGUACACAGAUAGGUACUCAAAAUAUUCGUUGCGUGCAUCCGGAAAAAUUCGUCCAAAUAGAAGUAUCGUAACGGAAAUCUCCGAAACACGACAAUUACGAGGGGCAAUUGAUAUUAGCGGAUUUCGGUAAAUAAUUUACAAACAAAAAGCGUACAGGGCAAGAAAAACCUCGAAAACUUUCGAUUUUCUAUGAGUAUAAUAAAGUAUAAUUGCAUUGGAUCGCUAAAAACAUCACGUUCUUAACCGGAUUCAAGCAAGGGCGUAAUAACGUCAUUAUCGAAUCGAAAUGGCCACGAGAAGACGCGUUUUGUUGAUUUGCUAUAUUAAACGUAAAACGAAAAAAAACAUCCUGCGGUGGUGAUUCGGACUUUAUAACGUUUUUUAAAAAAAAUAAUAAAUAUUUCAAAAUAUUAUUACAGUAUAAUUACAAUCGUAUAUUCUACGUGCGUUGAGGAAGUUUAAUUUAUUUUUUUUAUUUUUCAAGUAAUAACAAUCAGCUUAAAUCUUAAUGAUUUUCACCGUCUGACUCGUUAGUUUUUUUUUAUUUCGCUGUAUAAAUGAUACUUUUCCCCAAUUUGAUCUCAGAGAAGAAUCAGAUGUUUGAGUAGGUAUUCGUUUAUACUUAUAUUGCGUGUAGGUAAUAAAUAUUGAAAUCUGUGGGAAAAAUAUGUUUUCUCAUAAAAUUCUCAGGACGGUGGUGUACAAUAGGAUAGAAUGAAAUCUAGCUCGGCAAAAAUUAGUUGUCGAUAAAUUCCAAAAAAAAAUGUAAAUAUCGAUAAUUAUUUAUCUACUUGUAGGGAUUAAAGGUUUAUUUGGUUUUUAAAAUGUAUUUUUAAAACUAUCAUAAAUCAUACAUACCUAUAUAACAACAUUUUAUUCUUAUUUUUAAUCGAAAUUUAAACUGUAUUUCUGAAAAAAAUGUCCAAAACGCAACAAAUGUUUGAAAUAAUGAACUCAUAGAAAAAAUGUUCAUAUUUUGAACUUGCCAUACAAUUAAUAUAACGAUUAAUUAUAAUAGGUUUCUUCAGCACUAGAAAAAGUGAUAACCAAAUUUUACGUAAACGGAUCUGAAAUGUUGAAAAAUAAAUUUUUAAAUUUCUUAACCAAGGUAAAUCCUACACAUUUUAACAAAAACAGGUUUAAUAUAAACGAGAGUAAGACAACAAUGAUUCAACUGAUUUAAGUGACUAUGAAAUUAAAUCAGAAACAGAACAAAAAUAAUUUGCAUCAGAAUAAUUUGAAUUACAACAUUACACACAUUAAAAUAUGUAAAGUAUACCUAGCUAUACCUAUUACAAAAUUUUAAAAGUUGUAAUUGCAUGUACAAAAUUAGUGAAUUACUUUAGGCAAGCUCUAAAUUCUUUUAAUACUGUAUCAUAAUUCUUAUACAUACUUUACAUUCCUAACUACCCACAUGUAACAGUUUCCAGCCUAUCACAGGUGUGAAGUAUGUCCGGUACUAUAUUGUUCAAUACGUUUUAUACAUUUCAAGUAUUCAUUUUAACUACUUAAAUCUUCAAGCUUUUCUCAUUUUAUCCGAAAUAUUCCAGACGAUCCGUGAGUUCAAUCGACUUUAUAUAUUACACCGUAUUGAAAGUCUUAUGGGUAGAUUACAUAUAAUAUUAGUUUGGUUUUACUGUUGAAUAUAUAAUACACUUCGACAUUAAUCCUUCUCUGUCGCAAGAAGAUUUACAUAAGUACCUAACAACCUAAAAAGGAAUUAAUUUAUUUACAUACUAAAAAAAAAAUAUAUUCAUAUAAAAACCAUCAAAACAUAACCAACUUAUUUGAACACAAUUAAAAAUAUUAAUAUGUAUACUUUUGCAAAGUUAUAAUAACAUUUUUUCGAGGUGAUAAACAAGAUACAAAAAUGUUUCACCCGGCAACUUUAGUAGACAAAUACUACAUCGAUAUUCGAUACGACAAUUAUCAGUAUUUUUUAAUUUUUAAUGGGUAAAUAAAGUAAAACCAAUAUUUUCUUCUUGAUAAACUAUCUGUAAAUAAAGUUUAAAAAUUCACGUGUUCAGUCGUAUCUGUAUAUUUAAAACAAAUUAGAAAGUUAAGCUUUGUUAUACAUUUUUAUAUUUUCACCCUGGUCAAAUCGUAUAUCUGAAACAAGGCUGUUAAAAGAUUUAAUCGUCCGAUAUGUUUCGAGACAUGUUCGAGAAAAUAAUGUUCCCACUUUAAUAUUUUGUUAUUUCUUUAAUCCCUGAGAGCUGAACACAAAUAUUAUUUUUUGUUAAUCGAGCGAAACGAUAACACCAUAUUUCUUUACGUCUUAUACAUAUUAUUAUUGUACUGUACGAACGCUAAAGAAAUUAUAAUUUUUUUUUUUCUUUGUGAAAACGUCGAACGAAAAAUAUUUAUUUUGAAAUACACUUUUGAGUAGCGACUUACCGAGAGUAUUUAUUCAAUGUUUACAGUAUAUAUAGGUACUUCCUGUAUCGGGAUGAGCCAUAUCAUACGACGAAAUCGUGAAAUCCCGACGAACAUUAUUGUCGAUAAUAACAAUGGAAUAACUACAGAGUUGUGUAAUAAUAAUAAAUAAUCAAAUCUGUGUUAUACUUAAGGAAUCUGUCGUAAAAAAAAAAUACCUAAUUUAUCACGGUAAGAGGAUGUUGUACCUGUAUAAAUCGUUUCGCGUGGAACCACUUUUCUCGCACCAUAUUAUAUACAGGUAUUUUUUACUGGUAUAGAAUUAUCAAAUUUUUACAACACAUAAAAACUGACUUUCAGUGUGUGUUGAGACCAAACCUAACCUAACCUUCUGAAUUUAUUGAGUACCUAUCAAAAUAAUAAGCACAUUAUAGAUACGACAUAAUGAAAGUACUUUCUUAUGUAUUCUGAAUUUUUUGUAACUCUAUGUUAUACUAUAUCUUUGGUUCCAUAGAAGAAGGUCAAGUUUGUAUAGUUUGCAAUGCAAUUGUCAAAUUAAAUUUUUAAAAUACAUACGCCUAAGCAAUUUAUACCAACAAAUAAAGGAGAAAAAAAUUACAAUAGACAAAAUCAUAAAAAAUGUCGAAAAUUAAGCCAUUUUCCUUUUAAAUGAAAGACAUAAUAAAUACGGAAAAAAAAUAAUAACUCUGCGCAAAACGGAAUUUCCGCUUACAUUUCAGUUUAUUCUAUUGUUGCACAUUAUCACAAGUAUAUUGUAAUAUACUUGUGAUAAUGUGAAACAAGUUUAAUGUUACAAAUUUAUCUCAAAGUAAAUUUGAGUUGAUACAUUUUCAUUUUUUAAAAAUAUUUUAUUGAUAUUGCUUAAACGCACACCCCUUUAAUCAUAAACGCUAACUACAUGUAAUUGAAAAACAGCAAGCUGAAGCCCCCCUUCUCAUCAAUGUUUUUGUUGGUGCUCGUGUUGAAUUAUCGACGUGAAAAAAUAAAUGUCCGGAUAAGAGUGGUAAAAUUAAACGGUGACAGGCUGUGCUGCGAUCACAAACAUUGUGAAUCUUAUAAACGGAAUUAAGACUCCUUAUUAUGGUAUUCAUAAUAUCCAAUCGAUCGCACCGAUUUUUGACCAAUACUGCAAUAUUUAAAAAAAAAAAAUUAUGAAAACAGUGCUAUUCUCAAUGGUUUUUUUUAUUAAAUGUCAUAAUCCGCAUUUUCAACAGAAUAUAUGUUUUUAACGCAGAGCUAAAAUAGGUGUCACUAUCAGUUCUCAAGGAAUACAACAUAAAAAACAUAAUAUUAUCUAGACUCUAUUCAAGAAUAUCGAAAUUCCAGUUUAUAAAAUAUUUGCAAUGAAAUAGAUUUAAAAUCGAAUGAACUUUAUUAAAAAAAAAAAAACAUCUGCUUUGUCACUUUGACGAAUUUUCCCCUAGCCAACUUGUCACCACCACAGUAUUUUAUUUUAUUGUAUAAUAGUGUUUAAUCAAUAACUAAAGUUUUAGUAUAUUUUAGUCUGUAGAGGUAUUUCAAUCCUGAUAUUUAUUGUGAAAACUUAAAAUUUGAGCAUAAAAAUAGUUGGGGAGAAGGUUGAAAGUUGAAAUUCCCAAAAAGCAAAUUCUUGAUACUUACACCAGGUCCGAAAAAAAUUACAACCAUCCGACUUAAUUUUUGGGGGUCUAUAAGGUAUACAAAACUAAAAAAACCACCCUCCUCUCUCAAUAACGUGGAAAUAAUAAUGGGGAAAUUCGUAUUAAAAUUCAACCAAAAUAUUGUAUCACAUCAAUCCGUUUAUAAAACAAUUCUAGUUCCCGAAUUGAGUUCUUCCCUCUAGGGAGAGCUGAUUAAAGUGUCCAAAAGUAGCAGGAUAAAGACUAUAUAGUUAUAGUACGCAAAAAAAAAUGAAUACCGAAAACACUCGAACGCCCACCGUUAUUAAAACACGAUACCUCGUUACCUACAUAGGUUAUUUGACCACGCAAUAAAUUUGAUGAAAUUAAAUUUGCCACGUAAUACUUACACCUCGCGUAUAAAGGAAAAUCAGGACAUCGUAUACCCGCUAUACCUAUGAUUUCUAAAGUGGACAAGACGCGAUUUUAUUACUCAUCGUUGUCGGUAAAACAAUAUGGAGAGACCGAGUUACGGAAUAUGCGCAGCUGCUGAUCCACAGCUGUCGUUUAAAAUUGAAUAUAGUGGGUACUCGAUUCCAGUAAGAUUUUCAAGAGAUAUUAUUAUAAUUUAUAAUUUAUAGCGUUGAUAUUAUUAUCGUUUCGCGGCCGCCCAUCAGCCACUUCACUGCAAAAUAAUUACCCCCGUGAAUAGAUUGCUGCUGAUGAUAUUGCGUGUAACCUCUUUGUCCUUUGAACGUUAUGAAAAAAGUAAUAAUAAUAAGUCUAACAAAACAUUAUCCUCUUAGUGGUAAGAAUAAUACAUUUAUUUAAUUAUUAUAUAUUUAAGUUUUUUUCUACGAGACGCUUAAUAAGAUAAGAACAUAGAUAUAAUGUAAGAUAAAAACAAACGUUCACUCGAAACAGAAUUCAUUGGAAUAUAGAGAAAAAUGCUAUAAAUGUGUAUUUCCUAAUAUAAUAUAUUGCCAAAUGAGCCAAGUAAGUCUUUUUCCAAAUAAAACUUUGAAUGGGUUUCAAAAUAUUCAGGAAUACUAUUUGAUGAACACAUAUUUUUUUUCAAAUAGUUUUGAUCCUACCUUUAAAUCAUUGGGUUCAAUAUUGUAGGUAGUAAAAUGUAUACCAUCCUUCGAGAAUGUGACGUUACUACGUAAACUACGUGUGAUAUGUGAAAUUUAUUAUGAGUCGAUUAUGAAUCAUCAUGUUGAAAAAAAAAAAAAAUUUGAAAAUACAAAAAUAACCGCAGUUACAAAAAAAAAAUGUAUUUUUGAACUUAUUUUCUUAAUUUUUUCCCCAGAUGUACAAAUUCUUAAAUCCGGCUCUGCCUUUGACAUACCUACUCCGUUAGACAUUGACGAUACUCCCUCCCCCUAGAAUAAAGGUCUAAAAUAAACACUGAUUGUAAUGAUUGUCUACUGAUUGUAGGUGUUACAAACUUCUAAAAUAUCUCCAACCUGUUGUUUCUGAUACUUAAACAAUUUUGAAGAACGUUAAAUAUUUUCAAGUUUUUUCUUUAAACUUUGUUUGGAUAUCAUUUAUAAUAACACUGGAAAAUAAACAUUAAUUUUGAAAUAAGACACUACGUUUCUAACAUUAAAAUGUUUCACCACCACCUAAUCUUCAAAGAAUCUCAACCCUUCAUUAAAAUCAUGUGUAAACGAACUUAGCUCAGAAUCAUUUUUCGUUAGUUAUAGUUUAUUGUUGCUUACAGGUACAAAUUAAAGAACUUUAUACAUACUACCUUCCAGCUUCUCAUCUACAACAGUGGACCAUCCAUCAGCAGUAUCAGUUUUUUUUUUAAUUUUCCAGUCAUUUUUCUUGGUAUUUUCACGAAAUCAUUUUUCUUUUUCGCUGCAACAUCAAAAUGUUCUAUUUUAUCGGUGUAUGGUUUUGACUACUGCUGCCAUGUCAUCAUUCUUUGAUUUUGGACCGAUGAAAAGAAGUAAAUCGAGCGGAUUGAUUAAAUCACUUUAAAUUUAUUAAAGUCGUAAAGUCGUCGAUAUAUACAAGCGAUUAGUUUAUGUCGAGUUACGUAAUUUUAUAACAUUAUAAUAUAUAACGAAAACCUGCACGCACCUAUAUGUAAACAUUAUUACAUUAUAUUAUAUUAUAUUUGUGUUCCUUCGGAGUUUGUUUUACGUUCUCGGUAGCUUUCCCUUGAGGGACCGCCACAUUUCGUCUAAACGAAAUCAUUUCGAUUAGGCACCUACGACCUACCUAUACCUGAUAUUAUGACUGUCUUUCGACGUGUUUAAAAUGUAUAUAUUUAUAUUUUUUCAUUAAGAAAUGCCGUUUCAACAUUAUUAUACGCCGGGCUUAAUACUAUAUUAUUUUUUAUUUACAAUGAACUCUUAAUUAACCGCUUAUUUUCGGGGUUUUCGAUUCGUGUAUGGCGUUUCACUUUAUAUUCGUAAAUCGUAUUACGCACUAACGCACCUACUUACUCGUAUAAUCGAGGAAAUCCCAUUAUGAGACACGCAUAAGAAAUCUAUAGGCAAUCUGCCUAACUUAGCUAUCGCGUUCCACUCUACCGUAGUUCGGUAAUCCACUAACGAUUACCAUCUAUAGUUCCUACUACCGAACCGGUGCAGUGUAGAUUGCCUACAACCGAUUAUAGUCACUCUUACUAACUUGAGGUUUAUCAAAAAACAGAACAACCUCUAUUGCCGCAACCACAUAUCAUCCAUUAUUGUACAUAUAUUAAUACUGGAACUUAAGAAAUAAAUUUACGCGGUAAUCAAAAUCAACUGAAUUCACGUCAUUUUAGAAGCGGUGACGAGUUCAAAGAGCAAAAAUCGUUUCAUGGUUUAUUUAUCUAUUCAAGCCAAAGUUUUUCGGUUAUCAAUAUUCAAUAAUGUGUUGCUAAAUAAGAAAAACAAUUUUUUUUUUUUUUUACUAAGUUUAUUAAAAAGUUAUUAGAUUUUCGAAACCAUAUUUUCAAUUGUAAAUUAUACACAUUUAUUAUCAACGGCAGUCAGAAACGUCAUAUCAACAUUUUUAAUUAGUUUUUUAUGUCAAAUCUCGAAAUUGAAUAAGUGAUAAUAGUUACGUCGUUAAUUUUAUAAUUUUUAUAAUAUACAUUAAAUUUGAAAAAUAUAACAUGUACUUUUAAUGAGAUAUUCCAAUUUUAAAUGAUGAUAAAUAUUAUUUAAAUUGAUAUCCUUGUCACGGGACUAAAAGGGUUUGAAAGAGAUGAAGGGAUACUACGUUUAUAUGCAGUCACUAAUACGCAGAAGUAAGACUGGAAAUAAAUGUUGAUAAAACUAAAUACCUAUACGAUAUUAUAGAGAAGAGUAAUACCGAACCACAUACAUACAAAUUUAAAGGUAGGCGUUUGUAGGUUCAUGAGAAUGAGAGUUUAGGGGGUCGGUAAAAAACGAAGAAGCCACCCAAAUAAAGGCAAAACUACAAGCUGGGAACGAAUGUUCCUAUAAAAUACCUAACCAAAACAAAAUUAAUUGUGUGUAUUUUUGAAAAAAAAAACAACUGAAAUUCCAGAUGGUUUAUAUUUCGCGCGGUGUUUUUUAAUGAACGAAUGUUUAAAAAUUCUAUACGCACCGCAGAAAUUCGGAUAGUUCGGAAUUCGUUUUUUUAUUUUACUGGUUUGACUUAAAAUAAUAAAUGUACUUUAGAGUUGGACUUUGUAUUAUGGGUUUUUGUUUAGAGACGGGCAGAUCCGUUGUAUAAUUAUUAAACGAGUAAGUUUGUAAGUUUGUAUAGGUACCAAAUAUCGUGUUUCGGUACCCUAAAAAAAACUCCCCGGUCGAAAUAAAAUCAAAUGAGCGUUUAUAAAGAAUUCUGCGCUUUUGCAAUGCGAUACUUGCACUAUCUCGGUAGAAAAAAAUAUGUUCAUGUCAACACGGUGACGGCACGACGAAUAAUAUCUUUCAAACACCCUUCACACUGUGAACUAAAAACAUUAAAAAUAAAAACAUCAAACGCGGUGUCAUUAUAAUGUUCUUUGCCCUUGAAAAAGAAAGCAUUUUGUAAGCAAAUCAUUAAUUUAAUUGACUAUUAAUAUUUAAUACACUUAGACCGUUAAAAAAUGCGUAAAAAACAAACGUGAUGUUUUUUAUUCAAAUAGUGUGUCUACAUUUUUACUGUAUACCAUCAAUAAUUGACGUGAGUUGGAACCAAGCCAGGUGCAUGCAGACAAUUAAAUAAAAUACUAUCGCACUUUUUGAAAUCAUUAUUAAAGAAUAAUAUAAUUGACUAUCAUACAAUUGUGAUAAAGACAGUGAAUUAAAAAAAAAUAUACCCGAAAUUUCGCUAUUUAUUUUUAAAGGAGUUUUCUGUGUCUAAAUCCAUAUAGUUAAGUCUAUUGAACACCUUAUAUAGUAACAUAUUGCUUAUUAUGUGUUCACUAGAAAAUAAAACUGAAAAUAAUUGAAUCAGUAAAUUGUGUGGCAAAAUAUUGUAUUUAUGUACAUCAAAUACUCUCAGUGGCGAAGAAAGAUAACUGAAGAACGUUACAAUAGGGAUGGGUAAUUGCCAAUUUGGACGACAUAUAGGAUACAGAGUAAUUACGUUAACAAGUAAUCAAGUAUAAAUCAUUACAAUAUUGAGAAAAAGAUUCAGAGUUUAGCUAGAUAAACUGGUAAAUUAAUAGUAUUUGUAUUUAUAAGUGAUAGUAUUUAUAUAGUAUUAUUUAUGAUUUUUUUUCUUUGUUGUAGCCAAGAUAACUUGGAAAUCAACAAAAUUGAGACCGACGACUUGUCGUCUUUUGUUUUCAAUAUUUUUUCACGCGUCUUAAAUAUUUUUCGUUUUUCCUAAACGGUUCAUCCCGAUUAUUAUGAAUACCGUUCAGAAAAUCAAAAAAAUGGCUUCCUCGUGUACCAAUACUAGAUUCAAUAUAGAACAAAAAUAAUCUUCUGCUUAUAAUUUACUUCCAGAAUACAAAUUUAAGAAAUAGUAAAACCAAUAAAAUUUUCUCGGUUCACUUAGAAUCUAAAAAAAAAACUUUUGAGUACGAACGCGUAAAUAUUUUAGUAUUUUUUUCCUGGGUUUAUUAAGAACCGUAUAAACCGUAAAACCGUUUUAGAAUAUUAUGUACAGUGACAAUAUUGAUAACAUUAAAAAUAAAAAUAAUAAAAAUAGGUAGGUAGGUACACGCAAAAUAGGUUUUGUUUUUACAUAUCUCCCUACUCAGAUAUAAUAUACAAACACACCAUACAGAGUGCAUGCGCAUUAUAAUAUAAACGUACAUAUAUAUAUAUAUUUAUUUUUUUUUUUUUUAAUAAAACAAAUAAAAAUUCAAUUCUCAGAAUAAACAUCGAAUGUAUUCCAUUAGCCGGCAGGGAAUUUUGUGCUCUAUACGUCGGAUUGUUACGCUUACUCCCACCACUAGCAACUUGCUCAGUAUUUUGCCAUUUUUAUAUGUAUCAAAUGGUAUUCUCGAGUUAAUAAUAUACAUACUAAUAAAUAUAGUAAAAUUAUCGCCAUUGUGGUAUAUUUUUCUAUGGCUAUACGAUUCAUUUGUGAAAAAAAAAAACAAAACGAUUUCACAAAUCUAUAUGGUGGACGAAGGUGAAAAAAUAUAUCUUUGUCCAUUACGUCGUGUUUAGGGUUUAUGAACCCUACAAUGUACUUAACUUGUCAAUAACGCCACGUAGGAUUUCUAGGCCUUAGGGCCAGGUAACCACAGGCUUAUGACGCCACCUAAGGUCUCUAAAACCUUUGAAAGAAAAUUAAUAAGAAAAGAAUAAGAUUGGGCAUGGCCUGUAGAACAAGUGUCUAAAAUGGUUUAUACGAUUUCGUUAUCGAUUUAUUUUACGGCGAGAAAAUAUUCUUAUAUGGUGACAGACGGAUAUCCGACAACAUUUCGAAAUUGUCUUUUUAACUUCCAUAAUUGUUCACACUUGAAUUUUUAACCGAAUUUCAGUGAGAAACUACAAAAUUAUUUUUGUUAUAAAGAUGUAAUUUUAAAUUUCACAUCUGAGAAAAUUUAACCACUUAUUUGUUUGUCUCACUCCUGACUGCAACUACUAAUAAGACGUUAUUUAGUAAACAUUUUUAAAGACGGUUUAAAUUUCUCGUAAAAAAAAAAAAAUAAUAAUAAUAAUAAUAAUAAUAAAUAAUGAAUAUAAUGACGGACAGGCGGAUGUAGAGGCUGCGUGUUCGACAUUCCGUUUCUGGCUCGGGGAGCGUUGACGCUUUUCAAAAAAUCGAUUUCCGCCGCUGGACCCGUAAUGAUAUAACAUUUAAGCAGUACUGAAUCCAUACAUCAGCAGAACUUAUUUAAAAUAUAUAUAAAUAUACAUAUUAAAGUAUAUAAUAUUUUUUUCUUAUCGAAAAGCGCAAGCUGGAAACGAAUGUGCAGUAAAUUUCAUAAAUCGAUAUUUUUUUUCACAAAUAAUCGGUUAAUAGUUUGUAAAACGCAGUUUUCGAAAAUUCCAACAGAAAAAUAAUAGUUAGUAAGUAGUUUGAUUUGCUGCAAUACAAAUAUUUUGUCCGAAAUGACUCUGACAUUAUAAACUCAACCGUUUUCCGUUAGUUAACCUAACCAAAACUUUUAAGUACCUCGGGGGAGAUGGGAGUAUUCAUCCUCUUCCGUGAUCCGUAUAAUGUGUGUGCAUUGUUAUAAAACUUGUUAUUAGUGUCUAAAAUUACUCAUUUUUUGAAUUUAAAUAUUAUAUUUUACAUUAAAUAUAAAUUAAAACACUCGCAUAAUAACUGUACCCGAUUGUCAUAUCUAUUAAUAUUAAUGUUGUGGUUAUUGCAUGCAUUUUUUAAAGAAUUUUUAAAAUACAUUUCUCUCCUACCCCCUUUCUCCAUCCACCAUAAGACGCGUCUAAGUAUGCCACUGACUUAGGUCCCUAUCGGACGAUGUAAUAAACGACUUUAUGAACUUUAAAGCGUUACGACACGCAGUUUCUAUACUUUCGGUAAAUAGCCAUUAAUAAUACAGUUGUAAAGGUAUUUCUAUAAAAACACUCGGUGUUUUUUUCUUCCCGUGAACAAGUUUUCAACCAGAAAACGUACUCCAAUCAAACAACUUCUUUAGAUAAACAUUCUUGCACUUUCCCGGAGUAAUGAAGGAACACUGAAAAAAACCCUCUGAAAAACGAGAAUAAGUAUUUACGUAAUGCCAGCUAUUUUUACGUCGAUUUUUUUUUUUUUUGGAAAUUCGGUAAGAAACAAACGAGCACAUUUGUAGUUUUCACCAAAUACUUAUGCUGCCUUAACGUGGUAUAAUUUCAAAAGUAUUACGGCUUUUAUUUUAAAAUAAUUAUAGUUUAAAUCUUAUAUGUUCGAUGUUUUUUCGUGUUAUGAUUCGUUUUAUGUAAAUAGUUUGUUUUUCUUGGUAAAAAAGCUCUAUAAUUUGAUUUUUAUCAGGCUAAAAAGGAAUAAAAAGUUAAGUGUAUCUAAUGUUACAAUUUAUUUCCACUGAGUGUUUGAAAUCAAAUUUUGACUAGUAGAAAUCGUGGAAAAUUAUUUUGUAGCUGAAAAUUAAUACAAUUUUCAAUUUAAAUUUAGCGAAACUUUUUAACCGAGCUUCACUCAUAAUCGUAUUUCAUUUGAAAUGAUUUAUCAUGAAUGGAGAAAAGAGGAGUAAUUAUAAAUAAAUUUAUAGUAUACUCGUAUUUGUUUUUAGAUCGACGCUAAUUACAAGUUAUAAUUUUUAUUUUUAUUUUGUAAGGUUAGGUUAUAGUUUUUACGGCGAAUCAGUACAAAAUGCGUUACAUUAUAUUUUUAAUUUGUACACGGCUAAAAAACAUAGGUACCUUUGUUAUAAAAAACACGUGCAACUCAAUGUAUGUAAAGUUUAUCAUUAUGAAGUUUGCCUUUUCACGGCUAUUAGACUUUAUGUACAAUGUAUAUAAUAAUUUUUUCUUUUCAUUUUUCCACUCGUCCUGUUUUGAUAUAGGUUGUAGGUAUACAAAAACAAUUCAAACGAAUUUUCAGUGCCUUUUUAAUAGUACUAUUAUACCUUGGAAAAAAAAAACAUGAAAAAAUGAGUUAAGUGUAAAAGUGUUGCGAGGCUUAAUCGGGUCAAAUUAUUACAUUACUUUAUUAAUUUAUGCAUAUGACAAUUCGGUAUUUUUAAUGGAUAACAGAUAAAAGUAUUAAAAUAAUUAUAAUAAUAAACAAACAAAAUAGAUAAAUCUAUAAAUAUAUAUUUAUUAGUUACAAUAGGGACGACAUUUAUUGUUGUAACUUCUUUUAUACAAAUAAUAAUCUUCAAUCUUCUUUUGUAGAAAAAAAACCACAUUACGUUGUAACUAAUGCAUUCUUCGCUAUUUUAGCAUUUUAAACCUGGCUCACCCAUAUUCAAAUUAUUUAAAAAUAAAAUAAAUCAUUUUUUUUAGUACUUACGAACACAGAAGUUACGAUUCUAUGAAAUAUAAUAAUAAUAAAUAUGAACUUUUCACUUAUAUUUAUAAGGUAAGUUGUGCCGUUUUAGUUGAAAUUUGAGUUCACGUACAAAUAACAAAAUAUAAAUAGAAGAAUAUUUUAGAUGGCUGACCUUAACUUUUUUUCUACAAAAUUGUACGAAAUUUAACGAAAAAGUAACAGUUAUAUUAGUUUUUGCAUUUUUUAAAUAGCAUUAAUUCUUUAAAUUUUGUAAUUAAUGAUUAUUGAUUAAAUUCCAAUUUUAAUCUAAACGCUAACAUUAUACGUUAUGUUCUCAGUUACUUAAUUUUUUCAUGUCAUGAGCUAUAAGACGGAGACAGUGCAUAUGGUUAUUGUAAUAACUACUGACUGAAAUUUCACUUUAUGUCAUAGUGCACUCAGUUGCAUCCUAAAUUGUGAGAACCUAUUAAAAUGAUGGGUUGUUGCAGCUAUCUUUUAUCGGGUGUGUGCGAUUGUCGUACAAUACAUUUGAUAGUCAGUGGACACGACACCAACAAGUACGACACUAAUUAACAGUGAACGACUGAAUGACAGUUUCAAACCAUUUAAUAUCGAUAUCAUUUUGUAUUAAUAAGAUACCUGCCUUUUAUCUGACCAUCCAUUAUAAAUGGAUUUUCGGCUGUUUAUAUACUGGUUAUAGAUGGGUAAACGUUGAUUACAAAUAAUUGGGGUCGCAUCAUUUCGACACGGUAAUUUCGACGUGUGUCAAAUGAACACGGUCAUUUUGACGCGAGACAAUCGGGCGCAUGACACAUUUCGACGCACGUCAUUUUGACGCUUUUUUUUUUUAACUAUUUUUGAUUUAUUUUUCAAAAUAAAUGUAUAUAUAAAAUAAAAACAAAAUAAAUUAUUAAUAAAUAUAAAAUAUACAAUUUUUAUAAAUAUCUGAAAUAUUAUUGCAUAUAUACAUUUAUUUUGAAAAAUAAAUCAAUAAUAAUAAUUAAACAAAAAAAAAAAAAAAAAAAUGCGUCGAAAUGUGCUAUACGGCCAAUUGUCUCGCGUCAAAAUGUUAAAAAUCAACUCAUAUUGGUAAUAAUAAAUAAUAAUAAAUUUAUGAAUAUGAAAUAUAACCCAAAAAUAAUAAUAUUUAACACAUAACGUCCUAAUAUUACUGUAGAAAUAUUAUUACAAUUACAUAAGCAGUUUACAUUUCAAAUUUUAAAUAUUUUUAGUAGGAUAAAACAAAAUGAUUAACUUAUUAAUAAAUAGUACAUAUAAUUUUAAAAACAAAAUUGUAUUGUUUUUACCCCUUAGAAAAUCUCGUUUUACUCUUAGGGGGUAAAUUACCUUUAUUUUCCUAUAUGUGCCAUUCCUAUCUCCGCGUUUGCACAUUAAUUACAUCAUAUAAAAAGCCUAUAGGUUAUUAGAUUUUAUAAAAAGAAUUUCGAGUGAGUUUAAGUUUGCCAACUCACUUAUAACCUUAUACUGCGCUCUCGUAAGACCUAUUCUUAAAAACGGCUCUGUUGUUUCGGAUCCCCAUUAUACUGAUUCUUGUCGUCAACCUGAAAGCCUCCAAAGAAAGUUCGUCAAUUAUGUUAGUUAAUCUUUAAAAAUUCCUUGCCCUAUUCAUAAUUAUGCGCCCACCUUAGCUAAAUUUAAGUUAUCUUAAUCGUCAUUACUCUCAUAAGAUUUCUCAAAUCUCAAAUACAAACUCGAUAUCAGUAUGCUCAACUGUGGGAGAUUUAUAAGGUACGUUUAACCCAACUCUGAGUAAAAAAUGAUCAGCUCCCAAAGAAAAACCUUGGCUAUGCCACUGGUGAAUGGAAUACGAUGGAAUGACCUUGAGGGAUAUAAAAGUAAACGGGUGAAAGAAUACAAGGCGAAUAAAAACUAAAAAUUCAGACGGUGGUGGCUGAAAUUGUUACUGCGAAGUUAUGAGACCACAUAUAAUGAUAAUAUUGAAAAAAUUUGCAAAAUUUAUCGAAAUAUUAGGUGCCUAUUUAUACCUAUUACAGAUCGUUGGGAAUUUGAAUUUUUCACCGUAUCCUCAUGUUGUAUAAACGUAAAUUAAAUGAUUAAAUGCUAUAAAUGAAACGAUAUUUCGAAUAAUAAGAAAUUUAUAAUAUCGUACGUCGUGAUAUUUGGUCGGGGAUAAAAUCAUAAUACACCUAUCAUCAUUCUUUUUAGCAGUAAACGAAAUUGGCAGUAAACUUUAAACGUGCGUAGGGCGCCGGACAGUGAGAUAGAUAACAAGCCCGCGUGCGUCAACUAAUUAUAAACUGUCAUAAUAUUGACCUUUGAAACAGAUAACUACAGCAGCCCGAAAACAGAUUACUAUAAUAGCGAUUAACCGACAAAAUAUGUCAUUUUUCACUUUUCAGAUAGCACGUGUAUGUGUAUACAUGCGUGUCCUAACUGCAUGUCCGAAAAACGCUAUAUAUUUGUACUAUAAAACUGUGAAAAAUCAAUAAUAUAAUAGGCGAUCCAGAUACUAACGAAACGGUCGCGCAAAUUUUUAAAUUUUUAUUUUUUUUUUACAUUUUAUAGACUGAUGAGCGAAGGAAGUUUUGAUAUUGUUAUAUGAUGAACGCUUUAAAAAAAAAAAAAAAACUAUUAUUCUUAUUGUGAACAAAAAGUUUCGACAAGAAACUUUCUUGUAGCGUUUUUGAUAAUUUGUUUGAAAGUCUUUUUUACAUAUCCUAUUAAAACACGUUAAAAUUGAUUUUGUUUUUUAUUUAUAUUAAAAUAUAUGAAUUUCAACGCUUUAAAAAUUAUUUUGUGGGAAAACCACCUUUACUUUUUGAAUUAUGACGCUUUUAUAUUUCAAAAUGUGAUAAUAAUAUUUAUACCUAUAUAUAGCCAAUUGUAUGAUACAAUUUUAGGAAAUCAACAAUGCUUCUGAAUUCGUUACGAACUAAUCAAGUGCAAAUUAUUCAAUUCCAUAAAGUUUAUAAUCAAAAAAAUUGAAACCUAUAUUAUUUUAAAAACGCAAAAAAAAAAUUUAAAUUCACAUGGGCGUUAAAGUAGAUUUAUUUUUUUAUUUUACAUUUUAGAACGAGGUUUGAUUUUUAUGAUUUUAUCAGUUAGCUUGUUAUCGGUAAAUUUCUUCCGGUAGUCUGUCGUUAAAUUUCAGACAUUCGUAACUAUAUCAGAUUUGUGUCGAAAUUGAAAAGGUUUCCGACAUUUUAAACUAUCGAAAACGAGUAUUUGAAAGGAGAUCACUGCACAGAUGUAGCAUAACAAUCGUUUUGCGAUUUAAUAAGACAACUUACUUCGGAUACCAGAUUCUAGAAAUUUCAUUUAAAAUAUGAACUAAUUCAUAAUUAUAAAACUGAAUUAAGAUUAUAAACUACCUGGUUUAUUUUUUUCUUUAUACACUUACUUGUUUAGUUCAAAUUCAUUGGUAAGUUCAUUAAAAGUUCAUUUCAUUAUAGAUUUUGUUUAAUUUUUUUCCUAGUUUUGGUGAUUUUAUUAUGUAUGAAGUAUAUACCUUCUCUUUAAAUAAUCUCAAGAAGAGGUCUCGGUAAAAUUUGCCACCAUCUCAAUCUUUCUAUACAACAAUAUAACAAUAAACCUAAAUAAUAGAUAUAAAUUUGAAUUUCGAUGGUAUUUUUUAAGUUAUUUUCUUGGAUUAUUCUCAAUUUAGUAUUUAGAAUCUGAAUUAAAAUAGUUUAUUUGAAUAAAAUAUUAAUUGAAUUUACGUUUUUCUCGUAGAUAUUGAACUUUAAACGAAUGAACGAGUUUAUUCCGAGGUAUGCAACAGACGACCUAACCUAAAAUAAGGAGUAGCCAGUGGUGGAUUUAACGGUCGUUUAGUUGACAAAUGCCGACGAGGUCUCCUUCCCUAAAUUGUGUACUGAGGCACACCUAAAUUAGGUAUAUAGUUGAUCUUUUAAAAUCAUGUCCAAAAAAAAAAAAACAAUUAUAUUGCAAAAUAUAAAAUAAUAUGCCUACCAUUGUUUUAACAAUUAAAUAAUUUAAAUAUACAGGAAUACUUUAAAAGUAGAAAAUGUUAUAAUUAAACAAACAAGAAAAGUUCGAACAAAUAACUUGUAUACGUAAAUCUAAGGUAUCCUACCUUCUAUACCCACUACCAUUGAUUACAAAUAAUAUUAUUUGUAAUUAUAAUAGAUGCUACUGCAAUACUGCGUACUAAUCUCUAUGCACAAAUGUAUGAGUUCAUAAUCAAUUUAUUGUAUAGCAUUUCACCGCAUCGGUUUUCACACACAAUACAAAUUAAAAUACACCAAUAAUAAUAGAAUAUAUACUAAGUUAUUCUACAUUCAUCAUUAAACAUUCAUUGUCCCAUGAGUUGACCCAAAUUGGAAACUCAUUUAAAACAUUUUUAACAUUAUCCAUUGGAAGUGUGAGUGCUAAAAAAGCUAUGAGUGUACUGAGAAAAUUAAAAAAUUAUCUUAGUUCAACUAAAGUUCAAAACCGAACAAAUAAUUUAGCCUUACUUUAUGGAAUAUAAAGUAGUACAACUUUUUGAUAUGAAGGAUCUUAUUAACAAUUUUCCACAGCUAUAGCUUGCAGAGAUUCUCAACUAUAGUUUUGUAAUUUUAUUUUAUAUACUAACUAUUAAUUUUGUUUUAUUUGUAAAAAUAUUGUAAUAUUUUUUUUGUAAUAAGAAGAUUUUGUUACUGUAAAACUGUUUUGCAAAUUUAGGGUAAGUAUGUCAUUGAUACAUUUUGUACGAAGCCCCUUUUAUGGAUUUUCCGAAUUUAUUUGAACCUUCAAAUCUACCACUGGGAGUAGCCCUUGGUCCUUAUUCUUCAUUUUCCAAUAUGCCCUUAUGUGUCACCUUUUAUGCGACGUCCCUAUAAUUUUAUCGUACCUUAUGACCAUAGUAACAGUGGCGUGGUGAGCAUAUUUCAGACCCUAAACAAAGCAUUUAUACAAUGACCCUCACCUACUUCUUCUUACCUCAUAAUAUAUAGAUAACUAUAUACAUAGAUAUUAUUCGGAUAGUGUAUAUUAAAUUAUUUACAUACCUACUCAAUAAAUAUCACACAAUAAUAUCCGUACAUCGUUCAUGUAAAAUUUCGUAAAGGUACCCACCCAUUUCUAGAGUUAAGCAAUCGCAUAAAGGAAACGUCGUUCAUCACGCCACUGCGUGGUAGUAAAUACACGAACGAUUAAUACUAUUUUAUAACAACACGUUUUACUAUUCGUCAAGGACUGGCGAAGUUUUUCUUUUUCCCUAUCUCGUCGUUAUAUUGAAUGGAUUAUUUUCUUCCGGGUCUUAUAUAUUGUAAAAUUAAAAUAAAAACGAAACGUGUACGAUUUAUAUCCUCAUUCCGCGAGAGACCUACGACGACACUCCGGUUAAACCUAAAAAUACGGGUUUCGAAAAAAAAAAUAACCAGAUUAAUUUUUUAUCACCCACGUACACGUGCGUAUAUAUAGGCAACCUACUGUCGGCGUCUGAUGAAUUUUAAGUAUAUUAUAUACACGCCACUAUAAAUGUACCGAAAAAGUUUUAUAUACGUCAGCAAAGUUGUACGGUUUGGCACGACUUCGACUACAUCGCAUAAUCCCGAAAUCCCGAUGCGUAUAUAAGUAUUAUAAUACUAUUAUAUGUGUACACGCAUAACACAAUAUUAUAUCCGCACGUUUUUGCACCAUAAUAAUUAUAUGCAUUACAUAAACACAAAAAAAUAUCCCUUCCGUAAACUUUUUCAUAUUGCAACGUUACUACGUGAUUAAUAUUCAAAAUGUUCAUAAAGAGAGGAACAACGCUGCGACGACAGUAGGUAAGUAUGUACAACUCGUGUCUUUAAUAAAUAAUAAUAUCAUAAACGAACGAAUAAUAAAUAAUAAAGUUGUUUUUUUUUUUCGAAAAUGCUGUGAUAAUUUUCCGUACGAAUUUGCACAACAAUCAAAGUAUUUGAAAAAAAUAAGUAAAACGCCAUUUGUUUUUUUUUUUUUUUACUCACAACAUGAUUUACAGAAAAAAAACUCAUACAAGCUGAUUCUUUUUCGAUAAUUCCCUCAGGAUGCGUUGUACAUCAAUUGUAUACUCUGAGUGGAGCAAAAAGCUUAAGGUUUUACAAAGAUGUUUAUUUAUUUUUUUUUUUUUUAUCAGUGUGCAACUUUUCUACAAGAAAACUCGGAUUUCUACGUAUAGCGCCUUUUCUGAAAAGAAAUCUACAUGAGGAGAUACUUAUAGGAGGUCAUUUUUCGAUUUUCUCAAGUGUUUUCUCAUCAAAUGCGAAAAACCGAAAAAACGGGAAAAUUUACAAAAUAUGAUAAAUACAAUUUACGAUUUUUUUUUUUUUUAGUGGACAACUUUUCUACCAGCAAUUUUGCUCCAAUUUUUAAUAACAGUAAUGUUUCUAAAAGAAAAUUUCACCAGCAAGGUACUUUAAACAGGUUAUUUUUCGAUUUUAUGCAUCUGCGCAAUGAAACCGACUUGCAUUUUUGUGUACGUAGGUACAAACAAUGGCUGCAGGUUUUUAAUUAAAAUAAAUCACUCUCUUUAAUAUAUAUAAAUGAAUAUAAAUUUAAAUCCGAAUUUAUAACGUAUCGUCCGUACGAUACACGCGACAAGUAUAUUAUACUGUGAACCGACGUGAAUUGAGCCGACUAAACUAUGCGCGCUUAUAUAUCUAAUAUUGGCCGACCCCAAAUAAUUUGGAUGAAGGAGAAGAUGAUAUAUGUAAAUGUUUGUUCUACAAAAGUGUCCAACGAUCAUUUUAUAAUAUACACAUAAAUUAUGACACAAUCGGCGUUUUACAUUCGUGGCCCAAGGAAACGAGCCCCUCCCCGUGGUCUCUGUCUUAACCCGGUCUUGAAAAGUGUCUGCAUAUCGGACAUGUCAGUACAUAUCGGUAUGCACAUAAUAUCGGUAUGAAAACCAUUUUUAAAAUUAAUUUCAAGGUGGCAUAUUGUUGUGAAAAACGAAUUAUUUGGUUUAAUUCGCAAUACUUACUUAAUAGUAUUAUCCCUAGUGUUGCGAACAGUAUUAAAUUAAAAUUCCUGACGGAACUGCAGUGUACUUAUGAAUGAAUACAUUUUGAAAGAGGUGCUAUAUUAUAGAUAUUUAAAUGCGUCAAUUUCUAUAUUAUAUAAUAAUAUUGUGUAAUUACAAUAAAUUACAUAGAAUUAUAAAUGCAUGCGUGUAUUCAUGAUAUUUAUACUGUACAUAAAUAUUCGUAUAUUGUACAGAUAUGCUUUUAUUGGCUUUGGUAAACGGACAAAUUGGGAUUUUCAUACAGUCGAUGUAUACGAUUUAUUAAUUCGUCGAGUAUUACAUUUUAACGAUUUCGUAAGGUGUUUUCAAAUAUUUUAUAUACUAAGUGGAGCGUAGAAUUUAUUAGUUUUACUAUGAUGUGUGUUUUAAAUUCUGACCGAAGUGAGGAAUGUAUUGGUUUUACAAUGAUGUUUAUUUUUUUUUUUAUCUAAAAACAACUUGUCUUCUUGCACCGAUGUAUCGAAUGUAGUAGCGUUUUUGAAAGCAGUUUUUAUCUGAGUGGUACAUUAAGAAUGCCAUUUUAUGAUUUUCCAAGCAGUUUUCGAAAUAAUUAGGAAAACCGAAAAAAACAAAGGAAAAAAGGGACAAAGUUACAGCGUUAACGAUUUCUCGUCAAAGCCACAGUUCUUUUUUACAAAAGAUUUUAAGUACUUAAAACUCUCAACCUCACCUAUUACGUCACCGCUUGUUGUCAUUACUUGUCUUGUCUCAUCGACCUCUUGCCUUCUUCCUCCAAACACAUCUAUACUAUAAUAUUAUUAUAAAUGCGAAAGUAACUCUAUUACCUUUUCAGUUUUCACGUCUAAACCGCUGAACCAAUUUUCGAAAAUAAUUUUUUUCACAGAUUUCUUAUGUUACUGCGAAGGUUACUGGCUAAUGAGUUUUUCUUUCUUUUUUUUACAUUUCAAAACGCGGAAAAUCAUCGAAAAUCGCUGCUUUAUCAAAAUUUAAAACUUUUGAAAAUUUUUGUUUCGCAUUGUAUGUAGGUACGAUGGCACGGUGUAACUAGAACUGGAAAAAAUGAUCAGAUUUUGGAAUGAGCAAAUCAUGACGGAUCAGGGUAGUUAGUAUUUUAGUAGUUAGUUAAUACGAAAACUGGAUUAGGAUACCGGUUCUUUAGAACGACCAUUAACGAAGUCCGUUCCGCGCUUGAACUCACAACAAAGAUUCAAUUUUUAUAAUGUUUAAAGCUCAUAAUUCAGAAAAUUCAAUACACGUUAAAUUGAAUUUCAAUAACUGAUUUCUGAUUACACGGGAAGAAAUGUAUUUCUUUUUUUAUAUUUCUAUACCCCUGGUAUGAAGCUCUAAACUGCACCCUUUGUAUGUGCCUGAAAAGUCAUUUUUAGUUGUAAAAACUUUCCCCUUUAUGGGUAUUAAGCAGUAGGUUAGUAUUAAAAAUCUUAUCUUUAGAUGAUUGGGUAAAAUAAUAUAAAUAGAUAAUUUUAAAAUUUUACAAAAUUUGGAAAAUCAACUAUGACAGUUUUAAAAAUAUUAUUCCUCGUCCUGAAAAUUCUAUUGCAUUUCCAUAUUAUCAUGAUACAUAAUAAUUUAAGUCUGGAUAUGCAAAAAGAACUCACAGUGUACUUCUUGAUGUUUGCGUAGCGUAGCGACACUGUACCCGAUGUAUUGGAACGCCGCAGUGCUGCUGAUGGCUUGGUCUUUGGCCACGGUCACUGCCAUUUUGGAUUCAACAAAGAGUCAUCGAUACUGGGAGGAUGCCAAGACUGCUGUAGAAGCCGACGCUGCUCGUUAUCAACACGACAAUACGUUCAGGACCUACAUGAACAGGGGAGGAAACAAACAUUUCGUCACUUCCGUGUUCCCAGGUAUUUUUUUAUUACUAUUUAAUAGUAAUUAAAUUAAUUUAUUAAUUUAUUAAAACUAAGGAAUAAUUAGACACAAAUUUGAAACGUUGAGUUUAAAUAUGUAUGUAUGUAAAUAUGUAAUAAUUUGAAUAAAAAAAAAUCAUACAUUUACAAAAUAGUAAUGUUGGGCUUUUCUAAACAUAAUAAAAUGUUUAUAAUAUUCUGGUGAUUUUUAAGUUAUUUUAGAUAUUUGAUAAAUUCGAGUUAAAGUUUUUAUUUGGAUUUAUAUUUACUAAUAUUUAAACAAUUUAAUUAUAGGUGUUCCAAUUUUGACGAAAAUCUUAUAAAUCACUGCAUUUUACAACAUGUUUAACCAAACUAUGCUGAGAAUCAUAUUUCGUUAGAAGUGAUUAAUCAACGCGAAAAGAUAAAUAUAAAUUAAGUAGAAAAAGUGUUCACAUAAAAAUAAAAUAAACAUCAUUGUAAAACUAAUACAUUCCUCGCUCAGCUCAGAAUCUAAAAAUUAUGUAUUUUUACGCACAUAACAUUAUCAACAUUAAAACAAAAUGGAAAUGCUGUCUGUAUUAUGUGAAUAUUGUAAUAAAUUAAUUGGUAGGGAGGAAGAGUAGAGAAUGAUAAAACCCCGUUUACUACCAAGAUCAUUUAUUACGUCCUAUGACAAUAAGAAAUAAAUGUAAAACGUGAAGUAAUAAUAACACCGAGGUCUUUUAUAGUAAAUCUACAAAAGUACAAAAUACGUGUAUGAUUAUAAUUUAGAAUGAUUUUUUAAAAAAUACAUUUUAAAAGUUAACUUAAGUAAUUAUUAUUUUUUUUUAAUUUAAAUCCUAACUUAGUUAUGAGUUUAAAGUUUAAAAUUAAUAUUAAGGUUAGGUUUUAAAAUAAACUCACUCAGUUACUAAAAUUAAAUAACUCUAUCACCGUAGCCUGUUUAUUAUGUACAUUUUAUACACUAUGUUAUAUUUCCUUUUCACCCGGAGGAUUUAUGAUUUUAAAAGGUCGGCGUAUCACUUUCGUAAGAAAAUAUUCAUCGUAUAAUACGAAAGGUACCUAUAUAAUAUUUCUGUAAGUAUUAUAUUUUCGACGGAGAUUUUUCACGCAAACAAUGGAGCGCAGUAGGUGUAACCGAACACUUCGGUUGUUCACCGCGGUAUAUCUGUCAUAAAAAAAAAAAAUGAACCUACGAGUACUUAUUUCUAUAAUUUCGGCUUAGUAGCCAAUUCAUAAUCAUCCAACUAGCAAAAUACACAUUUUUGUUCUCAGAUGAUAAUAAUAUUGUUUAAAAUUGAAUUCGAUAAAUAUCACUAAAAAAUUAUAUCGAAAUCAUAUUUUAAAUUAUUUAUUUAUUUUUUUUUAAUAUCCGUAUCAAUGCUCGAUUUUUUUUUAUAGAAAUGGAUGCCAGAGGAUUUCAUGAAUACGUUUUUGAUGGACUGCAACCAGAUUUCCAGUGGCCGUCAAUCAAGUUUAAAAGAAACUACUAUCCGCAAGGGAUUACGUCCCGGGGGUUCAGCGAUGAUAUUUUUCACCAAAGCUUUGGAAUGUUUGAGCCUUUAAAAAGGUAAGUUAACAAAAGUAUAUAGAAAAAUAAAAUAUAUCGUUUUAAAUACUGAGCGAAACAAGGAAUAUAUUGCCUUUAUUUUGUCUGCUAUUUUUGUAUUUAUUGUGACUGAGGGCAACUUUUUCAACAGAAAUCUUGCUCUAAUCAAAAAAUUAUUAGAAUUUUUUUUGAAAUUUGAAUCUAAAAAUAAAUCUUGUCUAUCUAGUAUAUAAUAACGUUAGUUAUUUAUUUUCCAAGUGGUUUUCAUAUUGGUUUGGAUAAACCGGAAAUAAUCGUGGAAAAAAAUGAACAAACUGACGUUCAAGGUUUUAUUUUUGUAAUUUUUUAAAAAUAAUUAUUUUGUUGAAUUAAUAAUGACUUAAUAUGGCCUAAAAAAUGCAAAAACAUAUGCAAAAUAAAAUUGUAUUCAGCCGUUGAAUUAUGAAAUACAUUUUGGUAUAAACUAAUUCUUUGUUAUUCAACUAACUAAUAAAAAUAUACAAUCGCAUAAAAAAAAAAGUUUCAAAAAUGCACACUUUUUUUUUAAUACGGUGUAAAAGUUUCGGUGCAUUUUCAGAGAUCGAAGAAAAAUUGUUUUCUGGGAAAUACUAUUUGGAUAACCAUAUAAUAACUUCCUCAUUAUUUCAAAAAGAAUCUUAAAAUAUACAUUCAAAAACGUAGUUGGCAAGAUAUACUAGAUAUUUAAUGUAUAUCUGUACUCAACGAUUAAUCAUUGCUAACGAAAAACCAUUUUGAGUGAAGUUCGGUUACACGUGUUUUGGAAGACUGUAAUAUUUACAAUUUUAAAAUAAUACAUUUCAUACAUUUUCCCGUUUUUUUUUUUUCCAUUUAUUAUGAAAACUCCUAGGAACAUCAAAAAAUAACGUUUUUAAAGUGCCACCCUAGUCAGAUUUUCUUUCAGAAAAAGUGCUACAAUUGAAAAUAAGAGCAAGAUUUCUGGUAAAAAAGUUGUUCACAGAUAAAAAAAAAUAUAUAUAUAAACAUCAUUGUAAGACCAAUACAUUCCUCGCACCCGCUCAAUUUCCAUUAUAUUUCGUAUUCACUCGUACAGGUAAUAAAAUAUUAUCGAUGUCUUUCGUCUACCGAGGUGUGAUAUAAUAUUAGAAUAUUUUUUAUAGUAUAUAAGACUCGGUCAGUAUUCAGAGUGAGAAAUAAAUUAUAAUUUUCCCCGAAAUAUGAUAGCUGAACAGCGACCGCAAUGUGAAUAUUGUGUUUAUUACAUUAUUGCAUUCACGAUUGUAAAUUCUAACAAACUGUAUUAUACAUAGACUAUUUACUAUGUAGUAAAGUUAUAUCUUCCUAUAAACCCGAGUAAUUUUGUGAUAUUAAUAUAUGGAUAUCAACGAGCCAAAUAAAGUGGUUCUCUUACAUUUUGUAUCUUCAAAUAGUGAAGAGGAGGAAAUUAUUGAAUUCAAUUUAAAAAUCCUUAAGUCAUUAAAUCAUUGCCCAUUUCUAACACGGUUUUACAUCUACAUCUAUAACCGCGUUAUCUAAUGAAUAUUACCUUUUAAUGAAAUGAUAACCAAAUUUUAUGUUUUUUUGGGAUCGUAACGUUGAGCCGACAACCAAUAGGCCGACAGAAUAUCAAGCCGACAUGGUAUAAAUUAUAAAUUAUUUUAUCUGGAUUUUAUUUAUUAAUAUUAAAACAUUUUAAGAUUAAAAAAAGUAUUAUUAAAUUACAAAUUAUUAAUUUUUCUAUUAAUAUAAUCGUCUAAAAUAAAAAAAAAAUACCUGAUAAAAUCUAUAGGGGUCCUACUGCAUUUAGUAUGAAUAAUAUUAUUUCUUACAAACUACUGUUUUAUUUCAUUAAAUGUUGCAAAUAUUUCAUUUGGUUCUAAUAAUGCGAAUGCAGGAAUACAGCGUAAUUGUAAGCUAAAUUAAUGUUCGUCGGUGCCAUACUGAGUAACUAAUCCACACGAUUGAAUUUUCUUCCAAACAUUUUGUACCAAAUAAAAUGAACAUCCUUUUUGGGCGUAUUCUGGAAAUAUAUUAUGCGUAUUACAUUAAUUGCUGCUUUUUCGAAAUCAGUAAUUAUACAUAGAUUAAUAACCAUAAUUACUGCCGAUCUCAAUACCGAAUACCUACUUAAAGAAUACUUAAAAGUAUAUUACUAAUAUUACUUCUUGUAAUAUUUGUGAAAGUUUAUCAUGCUUCGAAUGUGCUCGUUUUUUUUUUUUAUGUAUUUGUUUGAAAAUCUAUAAUUGUUGAUCAGUAUGCGUCGGGUGUAUAAUGAUGAUCUGUGGACGUCUCAUGUAGUUUAUUUACUCCAUCUACACAAUUAACCAUAGCUCUGGUGUUACGAUUUUCAGUUGUUUUUAAAGUUUUUCUUUGAACUCUUUUUUCACACUCCCAGUUGUACCGAUUUUCACGUACAUAUUUUAGUUUUUACCAUAACAUAGCCACUUAUAAAAAGUUUGUUGUUUUUAAAAAAAAAAAAAAAAAAACACUCCAUUAUUAUAAAAUAAAAUUCAACAAAACCUACAACGAUAGCAGAAAUACAUCGCUGAUUUAAUAUAAAAUUAUAACUGGUUAAUAAUAAUACUGGUUCGAUAUAUCAUCUCAAAUAAUUGCAUUGAUAAAUAUCGAUAUUAUUUAGAAAUUAGAAAUGCUAGAUAAAUAAUAAAGGUACAUAAAUAGAAUGUAGCAUAUCGUUUUCGUUACCUAUCACAAUAAUAAUACCCAACGUCGGCUCUUUGGUUGAUCGGCCGUCGGCAAUUCGGUUGUCGAGUUAUCAACGAGUUUUUCUCUUUUCAUUCAAAUCCAUUUUUAUUGUAUUAUCAAACGCAUCGUCACUAAUUACACACUGUAGAAUUACACAAUACUAAACGAACUGUGUUUUUGAUUAUACACUUUAAUAAAACAGAAUAAAUGCUGCAUGCGAUAACUAUACGGAAAUUUUGUACUUACAAAUGUAAACAGUCGGUACGUGAACUUUUAUCAGUACAAAUUGAAGAAUGCUGGAGUUCACAAAAUUAAAUACCUAUUGAUUAUAGAUAAUAUAUAAGUAAUGAGUAAUGACAACUUCAUGGUGCAGCACACGAAGCUGAAUUUAAGAUGAAUACAAAUUUAUUUAUUUUAAUAUAUGAAGAUUAGUUUACAAAUGUUUUUGGUUUUUACGAGUUUUGUCACAAAUUCGAAAUUCUUGGCCAACAAAUUGUGUUAAUUACCUGGCCUUUAUGUAUCAGUAUGUAUAGGUACUUAUUAUACAAAUAAUUAUACAGGACGAUCAAUAUAGCGUUAGACACCCAUUAUCUAGAAAGUAUUAAUUUUUUCGGAAUUUGUUUUUUAGAUCAUUAAUAAACAAAUAAGUAGCUCUAAUAUUUUAUAUUACUCUUGUUUUUGUCACCCUAUUUUAGAGAGUUAAACUACUAUAUACUUUUCAUUUUUAAUAACAACCUAUAUUAAUAACAUAAAUAAACAAUCAGUUUUGGCGUUACAAUUUUUAAUUUCCAUCAACCCAUUGAUGAGUUUUUCCACUUUUAAGAUACGGUGGGAAAGGGGAGAAUAUUAGUACAUCAUUUAUUUGGUGGAACGGCACGCGGCGUUGUAACAGUGUUCCACUCUUUUCUUAUCUAAACUUAAAAACCUAAUAUUUCGUCAACGGAUUGCCGGAAAUCAAUAAUGGCAACGCCGAAAUGUGACCAAACCAAUAUUCCAUCAUUGUAUGGAGUUUUUAGUAAAGGUUGCCAUUCGAAAAUCAAAAGUGCUUUCACCCCUCUAAAUAAGGAUGAUAAAAAAUUACCUUAAUGUAAUAUUUUAUUUUGUUUUCUUAAUAUUCUAAAAACUAAGUUCGAAAAAGUUAAUACUUUCCGAGAUAAUGAGUGCCUUACGUUAUGUUAAUCACUCUGUAUAUUUAAUGACACAUAUUAUAUCUUUUUCCCUCAAAUUUUAGACACUUUUAACCGCUCUUUCUGAACCAAAUGAACAAAUCCUUAAAAAAAAUAUAUUCUUGCGCAAUUUUUUCCUCGAUUUUUCAUUCCUGCGUAUAGUAAUUUUUAUCCAAAAAUUCAUUCCAGAAAUUUCCUUUCCUAAUUUUUAUUUUCCUGCAGAGAAUAACAUUAUCUAUUGAAAGUUGUUCCAGUGAAAAAUCAUAUUAUGAAAUUAUUUUCCUGUGUUUUACGUCCUGAUUAUCACACGUUUCUUAACAUAUGUGAAGGGAUUCUAGUGACGAAGCUCUGUUGUUCGCGGGGUGUUUUAUUUUUUCCAUCGUAAUUAAAAAAAAAAAUUGAUUAGAAUUUCUCGUUCAUCGUUCUCGUCCCGUUAUAUUAUUAUUAUUGCAUCGAACGUAAACAAAACCAAAGAAUCAAUAACAACAAAAAACGGAAAACUACAUUGAGAGUCAUAUAAAAAUAUUUUUAUUUUUUUACCUAUAUUAUAUUUUUGCCUCAUUUUUUUUUUUAUUUGAUUAAAUAAUAACUACACGACGAACUAUAGACUUUUUAUUUGUACACGCAUUCGUUUAUUAUAAUUUCGAUAUAAAGAUAAACUCAUAUUAUAUUAUACCAUUAUCUAGUAAUGCGUGGUUUACAAUAAAAAAACAAAAAUUAUUCAUCAUCGUUUAUCAGCUCGUAAUGUAAUAAUAAUAUUAUAGUAACGUGUAUUAUUUGUGCGCACCGACAUUUGUUCAAUUAUCUAUAACACCAAAUAUACAAUACAAUAAUUAUUAUUAUUUUAUCUCGAUAACGGACCUAAUUAUAAUUAUAUAAAAUAAUAAUACAGGGUGUUUUAGAAUAGAUGCAAUAACUUUUAUUUUAGAGAUUUAAUUUGUUUAAUUUUUUUUGUUUUUCUUAAAAAUAAACUAGAGCCUUGCGCUAUGAUUCUUCGUAUGAUACCGUAUUUUUUUCAAACUAAAAAUAAAACAUUAACAUUUAAAUCGAAGAUUUAUACGUUUAUUUUGAAACAAAAUUUGGGUGUUACAAAUAAUGUUAACUAAACGACGAGGCGUCAAUUUCCUAAUUUUUUUUUAAGUUUGCGAUGUUUCAAUUGCUUUUAUUGCUAUUAAUCAAUGUACCAAUUUUUCCGUUGCAAAUAAUUCUGUAAAUGAUUAUUGUCAACUUGAAAAUAUUGUCAAAAAUUAACAACUCGCAAUUUAAUUAACAUAUUUUAUUUCACUGAAAUUCGGUUUCAAAAUAAAUCUAUAGAAAAGCCAUCUCAAAUUUUGUACGAACGAUGUUUUAAACAAUUGAAACGUUUCGAUUAAUCGAAGAGAACCGUUGCAUUUGUACAAGAUCUCCACGGGACACUGUAUAUUAUUAUUAUAAAAUGUAUGUGUAAUAAAUGUAAUCACAGCAUCCGCGAUUGUUGCAGAUAUUAAAAAUAUAAAAAUAGACGCGAACCGUCAUCGUGUUUAUCAUCGUAAAUGUAUUUUUAACGCGCAUAUAAAUAUUGUAUUGUGUAAAAUCAAAUAAUAUUAAAUAUUAUUAUUGUUAUUGCGACUCAUUAAAAUAUUAUGUAGGCGCGCAUAUCAAUGUUUUGUUUGUAUCGGCUUUUAUUUCGCAUAUUUUCUACUUUGCAUUUACGUAAGCCAGGGACGAAAACCCAAAUUUGUUUCUCUUUUUAAAUAAUUUAGCCUUCGUAUUCUGCUAUUUGUUUUUGUUGUCUUAUAUCUAUACUAUUGUCGCUUAAAUUAUCACCGGCCAAUAGGCAAUACAAAUCCGCAAAUAUACUUUUAAAAAGAUUCAAGAAUUCUAUUAUGAAAUUCAAAAGUUUUUUUUUUUUUGUUUUAAUGCUUUUCACUGUUUAAGAUUUUGUGUCAAACAGUUACUGAUUAAGUUACAAUAAAUUCAUAUAUCUAUUUUAAAAUCUAUUUUUGUUUAAUUAUUAUUAUUGUUAUGAUUUUAUUUAAUUCAAAAUUGUCCGGUUCUCCUCAGUGGAACAUUUCCACAUUAAAAUGUGGCUUCAUAAUCUAUAAAUACAUGGUAAAAUAGCAGUUAUUUUAAAAAAUAUCAACCCCAUCCCACAGUUUACACUUGCUCAGUAGUACUUCAAAUAAUCUGUUUUAGAGCCUAAUAUGUACAAUAAAAUAUGUAAAAUGCACUGCUCGAAAUUCCAGUGCGUCGUAAAGAAGUUUGUUCUUAUGAAAGAACAGUGCCACAAGGCGUUUAAAAUGUGAAUACGUCUGCAAAUUGUUCGAAUGAGCUUUUAAGAAUAACUUGCCACUGUCAAUCUAUUAUUUCCAUUUAAAUUUAAACAGGAAUAUCGUCAACAUCAAUAUUUAAUCGACCGGCGAACAAUUGAAAUAUUUUGACCUUCGUUAUUUAUAAGCAUGACUCUACCACGCUUAUUAGUCACACUACUAUUAUUUAAAAAGUCGCGUGUAUUAAUUUUAACAACAUUUUUGAAAAAAAAUAUAAAAAUUUACUCACCCAAAAAAAUUAUCGAAUUUACGAUGAGUAUUUAUUGUGUACUAGUGAAAUCUGUUCGAAAUAUCAAGUUCAUGUAAAACAAAAUAAUUUAGGUAUCUACUAUUUACGCCUAAAAGUUAUUUUUGAAUUUUGAACCAUAUUCCAACGGUAAAUCGAAUUAUUUUAUACUCAUUUCGAAAUAAAACGGUUUUUCGACACAAAAUAUUGAUAUUCAGAAACGCUCACUCUGACAUAUUCUUAAAUUGCAAUCACGUUUGCAAAGUUUUAUAUACCUACAAGUACUCAAGUUCAGAUUUAUUCCCUGACAAUAUAAUAAAUUUACCUGUUUCGCUGUAUCUGAAGGUUUUUUUACAUUUCUUUUUGUUCACCUAUUGUGGGAGUAUAGAAAAAUAUUCUCAAAUAAAGUACCAUACUGUGAACGUUUUUUUUUCUAAAAAAAGUGUUUACCGAGUGUAAACGUCCGUCGUAUGGAAUUCAAUUUCAUCUCGAAAUUAAUAACAUCCCUGAAAUUCCCAUUAUUAUAUUCGAAUAGACAAAUGUAUAAUACCGAUCGUAAGAAACUUAACUUUAGGUUAAAUUAUGUUUGUUUUCCGCUGGCAGCCCAGUAACUCAGAAAUUAACAAAAAUCGAUAAACCUAAAAAAAACACCUAUCUAGUAGAUAAUCGAUAGAUAAAAAUAUCGAGAAAUGUUUCAAAUAAAAUACAACCGGCUGGAAAUUCCACGUCUUAAUGUGAGAAACCAUCGGGGAAUUUUACCCUCUUACCAACUCGAAAUGGACCGUUACAAAAUUCACUAAACUGUUUACUAGAAACAGUUACAGUGACCAACUCAUAAAAACGUUAUAAGUAUUCAGUUUACUCACGGUUAUAACGUCAUAACGCACACUGUUACACUGAUAACUAGGACCUAGAUUUGUGUACGAAAAAAAUCCAUGCAAUAUAUAAGUUCAUAUCAUAUGUAUGUAUAGGAAACACGAAAAAAAAAUAUCGAUUACAAAUUACUAUAUUGUCAAAUAUUAGACAAUCUAUAAGGUAUAAUUUCGUUCGGGAUAUACAAGCAACGUAUUAUAUUAUGUUCAUUGUACACGAGGAGAAUAAUACAAAUAAAUAUGUAAACCGAACGUAAUAAUACGGGUUUUUAAUAAUUAUUAUUUUGACCGAUAAGUGAUAAUUAUUAUUGUUAUUGUCGAAAAUAACAAUAAUCGUAUACAAAGGUAACAACACUGAAAAUAAACUGAAAAUAGUAGGUAUGUAUGGGCAAUAAUAAUAAUUAUUUUAAAUUUUGAUUAUUCCGCGUUUAUUUGCACACACUAGUGUAUAGGUUACCUAUAUUAUAAUAUUUUGUGUUACACGUGGAGUUUAACGGUCUAAUCAUUUUCACUCGCAUUUUUACAUUAUAUAUUACAAUAAUAGUACACAUACGUAGUUACAAUUAUCUGUAUAAUAAUAAUAAUUAGUAAUUUUAAAAAAGAGCUGAUACUGGGAGACGGGUGCGGCCAUUGAUGUAGGUGGAUAGUUGGGAAGGCGAGAUACAUAAAGUUAUUCAGUUUAUACCGGUAACCAACGAUAAACCGUUGAUAACGAAAACCGAUUCGAAGUAUACAGCUUGAUUUAAAAAGCCAUAAUAUUUACGACUUUCGUCAAAAUUUGAUUUUAACUCUUAUAAAAAUUAAAAAUACUUCACUACAUUUACUACAUUUUUUUUACCAAUAAGUACUUACUAUUUACAAUGAACCUCCUGUCAAAUUUCAAGCAUUUCUGUAUGGUCUAACAAUUUUAUCCACAAAGUAACUACAAAAAAAAAUUACGUAAAAAAAUAAUUGUUUUCAUAUAUUUUAUAAUUCGAACACUUUUGUAUAAAGUUAGUUAAGGCUCCGGCCAAUUUGCGUUCUGUAAUACAAAUUAUAUGCCGCUCAUUUUACUAGCAUAAUGAAUUUACCUCUUAAAAAAUUUAAACGUAAAUUUUUAUUCUCUAUGUAGUUUUUUUAAUAAUUGAGCAAAUUCGGAAAAAACCGUUUAUUUUCAAUUUUAUUUUUUUGUUAUAAUUCAGUUAAAAAUAUUUGCAGAGAUUUGAAAUUUUGAUUUUGAUUAAAAUUUUAAAAUAUUUUAAUGAGCUUUUUUGACAUUUUUGAGCUAUUAACGUAUAAGUAUUUUAUGUUUUUACAUAGUUUUUAUUUAGUCGGUACUAUGUGGUUAUAAUUGUUUGAUCAAACAAAAAUGCCUGAAAAUUGAACGGAAGGUUUUUUACAAUUUUUUUAUAUACAUUUAAAGUUCCGAUUUUAACGAAAAUCGUACAAAUCGUGACAUUUCAUAGCGUGUAUAACCGAGCUUCGCUAAGAAUCGUUUUCAUUAGCAGUGGUUUACCGUUGCAUACAAAGAUAAAAUAUAGUAGAUAACUUUAUGCAUUCUAACUUCCUAAUUUUCCACCUACAACAGUGGGUUACCCAUCAGCAGUAUAAGCUCCUUUUAUUUUUUAUUUCUUGCUUGUGGUUUCUGAAUAUAAAAUCGGGUAAUGUACGCAAUAAUAUUUAUUGUUAUUUUCGAUUUUGUGUUUUUCGUUGUAAUUUUAUAAAAAAUAAUAAUUAUAAAUAUCUGAAAUUUUCACCAAAUACUUAUAUUAGUCCAUUCUAGGUAUGGUAAUAUUUUUAAAACCGUCUGUCGAUUAUGAUUAAAUUUUUAGAUUGGUUUAAUGUUAAUUUGGGUUUAUAAUCAGAGAUAUAUUGAGUAAUAUAUAAUAUUGAUGCGACCAUUUUUCGCCAUGUUUUAAUAAUUAAAACCUUAUUGCAUUUAUAAAAUAUGUACAUCAUUAUGAUAAUAUCAAUUAUUCAUAAAUUAUAGUAUAGUGAUAAGAGAAAGAGAGAGAGUGAGGGGUGAUAUGUGAAAGGGAUAAUGGGUUCUUAAUUCUUAUCACUAUUAUUGCUAUAAUUUCCACAAAAAUAAUGGACCCAGAGACAUCUUAAAUUCUUGUCAUCAGUUAUAACUAAGUACAUAAAAAUAUAUAAUAUAAAUAUAUUACAAACAGGAUGUACUUGUGAUCCCAGUAAUAUUAUUUCAGUUUACGAUAGCAAACAAUAAUUAGACGUUCUCUAUCUGUGUAAACAUAACAAUAAUGUUCACUCUCUCUAUGUACCACUUUUACGUUGUCCCAUAAAUCUAACCAACGACGACGACGACGGAUCAAAGAAUAAAUAACGAACAUUCAUUUCUUUGCCAGAUAACCUCCUUUGAGUAGGUACUUAUAUACCCGACUAGUAAUUCCAAAUCUCCUUAAUUACAUCAUAGUUAACUUUUUCUCAUUUUCGUAAUAACAAAAACUAAACAAAUCUGUUGUUUUAUUAAUAUUGUCCUUUUAGACGACGACAACGGUUUUUUUUUUCGGUUUCACUUCUUUGUGUUCUUUUAUACAGUUUUCGAUUUUAUCUAAUCCUUUCCCGCUAUUGCCACGGAGAUAGUUUUAAGUAAUUAUUUGCUUUUUUAUAAUAGUAGGUAUCUAUGUAAGUACAGUCGUGUGUAUAAUAUACAUUUUUAAAAAAAACUAUAUAUUUUUAAAACAAAUAAACCUGGAACCACAAAACAAAAGAAGACGAUACGAUCAUUUUGGAAAUGUCCAGUUAUGUUAUACGGCAUUUGUGUUUUUUACACGGGGUAUUUCAUUUCAAAAACUUGGUUAUGUAUGCAACUGGCGGUAAUUCAAAAAUUAUAUUAUUUAUGUUCUCUUGUACGUUCAAAAUAUUACCGGCAUGAAAAUGUUGUGAAUUCAUUAUUUUUUUAUUUGAUAUAAUUUGUAAAAAGUUUUUUUUUUCAAAACUAAAAAAACAAAAGUGCUACCGUGAAAUAAAAGUAUGUAUAUUUAAAGAUUGUAUAUCGAUAUUUUUUGUAAAAUAGGUAAAUUGAUAUUGUUUUUUUUCUUGUUAUAACAAACCGAGAGAUACGAAUUUAUUUACCUAUACACGCAGCUGUUGUCGAAAUAUUUCCGCGAUAUUCAGGAUUUUACGCACAAUUUAAAUUUAAACAAAUAUUACUAAAUCUAAUAAAACCUAUUGUGUGUUUUGUCUAACAAGCAGGGUUGCCAUCCGUAUUAUUUUUCAAAGUAUUGUAUUUUUCUUUCACUUUUGUACUUUAAACUUUAGUAUCUUACAGUUCCAAUAAAUAACGCUAAAAUAUUUUAUUUGUAUAAUAAUAACACGUAUUUGUGAUAAUAAGUGAUUCUAAAUCUAAACAAUCCAAAAAAAAAGUAUUUCCAAGAAAAUUUCAAAAAAAAAAUAUUCAUGAGCCCUGAUUAAGAUUUUUCAGCCGUUAAAAAAAUGUUAAAAAGUAAAAUAAAUAAUAACGUGGUCAAGAAUCAGUCUGAAAAAAAUAUAUAAAAAAAAAAGGUUCUCAAGUCACUUUAUUUUUAAACGCAAUCUUUAAAAAUUCUUAAAAAAUUCUGAUACUGAUUUUCGUUAUGAGUGGGAGGGAUGAGGACGAUUUUUAAACAUUUUUUUUAUUAUUUACAUUAUUUAUUUUUAAAUUAAUAGGUAAUACGUAAUAAUAUAUCAUUCUUCUCAUCUCCCCACCUCCGUUUGACCGACCUUGUCUGAUAAUUAAUUUCUUCACGUAUAUUAACAUAUCUUUAUAAAUUUCAAAAUAUUCUAUAGCUCACGAGCCGCCACUGUAAAUCGUUCUACGAGGUGGCCAUUUUUUUUUUCUAGUGAAUAUCCACCGCAUGUCCUCUCUCGGGUCUUUUUUAUAAAUUGUUGCCGCGAAUUAACUAUGAUAGUACUUGAAACGUAAAAAAAUUCAAUUUUAUUCAAAUGCACACGAAUAAUAAAAUACACGUGUAUUUUUGUUAAAAGGGUUUUAACCACGGUACAUGUAUAAAAACACGUGUACUUGUGUAGCUCAUUAAACGUGUAAUGGAGACUCCUAGGUUCAACUUUUAACUCAUACCCCUACCAUUUUUAUGCAAGAAGUUAAAACUUUUUUUUUAUGUAUUGCUGUAAUAUCUAUACUAUUAAUAGUAGUGUAUCAAUAUGGUGUUAUGUUAUUAUUAAUUAGGUUAUUGUUUUACAAAAAAUAUUUCAAUAACGCAAAAUAGAUCAUCGUUGUUUUUUUUUCCAAUCUCAUUUCAUAUGUUUGAUAUUAUAAUAUUAUUGUUGUUAUUAUUUAUUAUUGUGUUGGGUAAUAUAAAAGACGAAGUAUUUUUAAACCCGAUAACUAAAAAAAAAGACCACAAUAUUUCAUUUGUUAGAUAGAUAAAGUUCGUAAAUCGGAAAUCAAUAAUCUGAUCGAAGCAUAAGUUGCAAUUUUAUUUGUAUGAUGGAUGACUAAUACCAUAGCCCUAACGAACCGUUGUACAAAUAUUUUCAAAAAAGUGCUGACUUUCCACUAAAGUAGGUAGGAAGUUAGUGAGUUAGGGUACAUAAAAUUGUUUAGUUGAUAUCUGUAUAUUCAAUUUUUGAUUUUCCGAAUUUUUAAGUGUAGUUAAAGCCGAUAUUUCCGAAUACGUAGAUUUUUUGUGAACAUUUAAGGAGUAUCCUGUGGCGAUACCAAUGUUAGAUUUUCAAAUAAAAACCCAUAUUAAAAAUUCUAUGAAUAGACAAAGUAUUACUUUAAAUACAUUUUUGUGUCAACAUUUUUGAUUUCCGUCAACCGGUUAACAUUCCAUAGCGGAGUAUCAUUUGUGUGACGGUACGGCGGGCAAAGUUUUAUUAGUGUUCCAUUACUCUUACCCUACCUAAACUGAAAGUAAAAUAUCUCGUCAACGGGUUAAUCAAAACACUCCUCGCUCCACUCAAAAUCUAAAAUUUGGACCCAGGAAUGAACGGCUGAAAACGUCAAUAAAUGUUUCAAAUAAAGUACCACCGAGCAGGGACAUUCUACGUCCUUUAAGGUACUGUCUGAAAAAAUUAGAGCAUUAGUCUUACCAAAUAAGUGUAAAAAAAAACAUUAAACAAAUAUUACCAAUAAUAGUAUUUGAAAUUUUAGAUAUAAAUAACCAUCAAAAGAAAAAUUAAGGUAUGACAUGAAGAAAAAAAACUAAAGCAUUCUUAUUUACCUAAAGUCUUUUCCCAGAAAAACCAAAAAAAGAAACUUUUCAAAACUAUUAUAACUUAUUAUAUAACUUCUUCGAGUUUUUCGGCAUUAUUUUUACUCAAAAUCUGAAAACCCAAAAUAUAUUUUACUUCGAGAGAACCGUAACGAUAAAUAAAUAAUACACUAGGCGAUUAUAAAUGUUAAGCUAUACAUUCUGUUUUCAUUCUCUGAGAGGGCCGUUUGUCGACGAAUGAAUAUUAAAAACGAAAAAAAAAACGUCACCGAAGCGUGUCCCGCGAGGAUUUAACACGUCGUGAUUUACAUUUAUAUAGAUUAGGUUGGGUUUUUUGUAAAUUAGCGAAUUCUCCGAGGGCAACGCUACUCGUGUACGAGAAUUUCGGGCACAAUAGGUAAACGAUUGUGUUUUGUGUGCUAUCGAAGAAAACAAUAAAACAAUAUUACGUAAACGAGAAAAAAAACUGCGACGAAUAAUUUCGAAUCCACCGAUAUCAGUUUUUAAAUUCUGUGCAAUCGGUGAGAUCAAUGAAAAUUGCCCCCCCCCCAUAAUAAUUUAGCGGGGAUAAAAUUUCACUAGAAAUAUUGUAACCCUUUCUGUAAACAAUCGUGGAUGAAAUAUUAAAAAAUUAAACCGGAGAGAAGGGACAAUAUUCCACUAGUGAUCAUUGACUCCCUAAUAUUUAUAUUUAUUUAGGUCGUUCGAUCGCUUGUUAAUCCUCUUUUUGCCCAGCGUUUUUGUUUUAUUGUUAUUCGAAUACGAUUUUUCUAUAAAACAAAUAUUCCCAACGCCUGUUUUUUCUAAACCGUAUUUUGGUCGAACUAACGACGAAAUUCUUCGUAAAUUCUAUCUGUAGGUAACAUGACUUUUGCAGAUAAAACGGAAAUUUAAUCGACUCCAAAAGCGAAUGUCUUCUCGCAAUACGUUUCGAACUUUUAUCUAUAAAAUCGGAAACUCGCAUAGUGACAAACUGAAAUUUGCAUCGCAGUCCCUCGAGUUCCGUUUUAUAGACAGAUUUAACCUGAUCUAACCAAAUGUACGUAACGUAACCAUAGGCACAACUAGAAGGGCUUGGGGGCUAAGGGGCUAAGUCCUCCAGUUUUCCAAAUAGUCCUCCCAGUUAAAAUUAAUUUAGUUAGGUACUUAGACAUAUUAAUAUUUUUUAAUAACUAUUUGUGUUUUUUUUUAUGAUUUCAAUAAUGUAAUACAAUAUUAUAUUUACAAAUUUAAUCAAAUAAAUUAGUUUAAUGCUACAGCUGCUCCCCCCCCAAGAACUUUUCACCUUAUAGUUGCGCCUAUAUGAAAAUAACCAACCGCCUCGGCGUUUUCUUUUGUCGCAGAUCCGUGUCGAGGACGUCGCCGUCCGUGGCCAACUUGUUACGGCGCCUAUCCGGACCGAAUGGCACUGUCAGACAACGCCAGCUGCAGUGGACUACGGCCGCCAAGCGCCGCCCCGAAAUGGACGCCAACGGGUUCCACAGCGAUUCGUUCACCGGCGGCUUUGACCAGUUCGACACGAUGAAGCGCCGACCGGAGAUGGACGCCAAUGGAUUCGAGGGCGACUCAUUCGCUAAUUUCGGCGGUUUUGAGACCAUGAAGAGGCGAUUGGGUGACGGAGGCGGCGGUGACGACGAUUUCGUCGAUGACGUCGGCGGAAACAGUAGCAGCAAGAGCAAAAUAAUUUUAUCAUCCGCAGCCGCGGGCCGAGAAUAGAGACGCGUCCGCCCCCACUCCCCCGCAGCACUACCCGUAUCAUUAUUAUUACCUAUUUUUAUUAUCAUUAUUAUUCGUUACUAUUAUUAUCAUUACUAUUAUUAUUAUUAUUAUUAUUAUUUAUUUGUUUAUAUAACGAGUCAAAUAUAAAAUAUAAAAUAUAUUUAUAUUACCUAUUAUAUGUAUGCGGCGAUAAUAAUAAUAAUAAUAUAAUAUGGAAUAGUGAGUAAGUAUAUUAUACCAUAGAACACACUCAGAUACAC
This is a messenger RNA of Cinara cedri, 62272 nucleotides long. The record is from the annotation of a GenBank genome assembly. NCBI's taxonomy places the organism in Eukaryota, Metazoa, Arthropoda, Insecta, Hemiptera, Aphididae.